GGUGGCAGCCCUGCCGGCUGGCCGCUCCCCGCACACACUGCCCCUGACAUGGAUCAGACAGUCCAGCUGAGCACAGUGACCGCCAACACCAAGAGGCAGCCUCAGCACACGGUGCAGCAGGUAAGGAAUGCCACUCUCAGCACUCACAGCACACACCCCAUCAUUACACCCGGAUCACUUACUGUUUACGGAUGGCUUUUAAUACUGAGGACUACAACUCCCAUUAUUAUUAGAUCUCUUAGACUGGCUGACUGAUGGGGGAUGCAGUUCGAAGCAACCUGCUCCUUACAACUAUAGCAAACUCCAACACAGCUAUAAACCCCCAUUAUAUACAUAGUAUCUAUCCAUUCACAUAUAAAGGGACCCCUAGCACAGCUAUAAACCCCCAUUAUAUACAUAGUAUCUAUCCAUUCACAUAUAAAGGGACCCCUAGCACAGCUAUAAACCCCCAUUAUAUACAUAGUAUCUAUCCAUUCACAUAUAAAGGGACCCCUAGCACAGCUAUAAACCCCCAUUAUAUACAUAGUAUCUAUCCAUUCACAUAUAAAGGGACCCCUAGCACAGCUAUAAACCCCCAUUAUAUACAUAGUAUCUAUCCAUUCACAUAUAAAGGGACCCCUAACACAGCUAUAAACCCCCAUUAUAUACAUAGUAUCUAUCCAUUCACAUAUAAAGGGACCCCUAGCACAGCUAUAAACCCCCAUUAUAUACAUAGUAUCUAUCCAUUCACAUAUAAAGGGACCCCUAGCACAGCUAUAAACCCCCAUUAUAUACAUAGUAUCUAUCCAUUCACAUAUAAAGGGACCCCUAGCACAGCUAUAAACCCCCAUUAUAUACAUAGUAUCUAUCCAUUCACAUAUAAAGGGACCCCUAGCACAGCUAUAAACCCCCAUUAUAUACAUAGUAUCUAUCCAUUCACAUAUAAAGGAACCCCUAGCACAGCUAUAAACCCCCAUUAUAUACAUAGUAUCUAUCCAUUCACAUAUAAAGGGACCCCUAGCACAGCUAUAAACCCCCAUUAUAUACAUAGUAUCUAUCCAUUCACAUAUAAAGGAACCCCUAACACAGCUAUAAACCCCCAUUAUAUACAUAGUAUCUAUCCAUUCACAUAUAAAGGGACCCCUAGCACAGCUAUAAACCCCCAUUAUAUACAUAGUAUCUAUCCAUUCACAUAUAAAGGGACCCCUAGCACAGCUAUAAACCCCCAUUAUAUACAUAGUAUCUAUCCAUUCACAUAUAAAGGAACCCCUAGCACAGCUAUAAACCCCCAUUAUAUACAUAGUAUCUAUCCAUUCAGAUAUAAGGGGAUAAUAUUUAUUAUAUAAAGCCAUAUCUCCGGUGACAAUGUUACAGUAAGAUAUUCUGUCCCAUGUUAGAUCCCUCUUGCUACAUGUAUCAUAUGAUAAUGGUUACAGAGUGACUUUCACUUUCUACCAUAAAAUGUUACUAUGUCCUGGACGAACACUCCAUUAAUUAGACAGAAUCAUUCAUUAGUUUACUUCUGGGAAGAGAAGCUUGUCACCCUGUGUUAUAUGUGUGACUCUAUGUGACAUGUGUCACCUUGUGUUACGUGACUGUGUGAUGUUUGUGAUCCUGUGUGACAUGUGAAGUCUGUGUGAUAUGUAUGGCUGUGUCGUGUGUGACUUUGUGUGAUGUGUCGUGUGUCCCUUUUUGAUGAGUGUGUCCCCCCCAUGUGUGCUGUCUGUAACCCUGUGUAAUGUGGGUUACUCUGUGUGAUUUAUGACGAUGUGUCCCCCGUGUAAUGUGUGACGGUGUGUGAAAUGCCUCCCGUGUGAUGUGUGACUGUGUGAUCUGUCCUCCCUUGUGUGAUGUGUGACUGUGUGUGAUGUCCCUCCUGUGUGAUGUGUGACUGUGUGAUCUGUCCUCCCUUGUGUGAUGUGUGACUUUGUGUGAUGUCCCCCCUGUGUGAUGUGUGACUGUGUGUGAUGUCCCCCCUGUGUGAUGUGUUCCCCCUUGUGUGAUGUCCCCUCUUGUUGUGUGAUGUGUGACUGUGUGUGAUGUCCCCCUGUGUGAUGUGUGACUGUGUGUGAUGUCUGUCACUCUGUGUGUGAUGUGUUCCCCUGUGUGAUGUCUGUCACUCUGUGUGUGAUGUGUGACUGUGUGAUGUGUCCCCCUGUGGGAUGUCUGUCACUCUGUGUGUGAUGUGUGACUGUGUGUGAUGUGUCCCCCUGUGUGAUGUCUGUCACUCUGUGUGUGAUGUGUGACUGUGUGAUGUGUCCCCCUGUGGGAUGUCUGUCACUCUGUGUGUGAUGUGUGACUGUGUGUGAUGUGUUCCCCUGUGUGAUGUCUGUCACCCUGCGUGAUGUCUGUCACUCUGUGUGUGAUGUGUGACUGUGUGUGAUGUCUAUCACUCUGUGUGUGAUGUGUCCCCCUGUGUGAUGUCUGUCACUCUGUGUGUGAUGUGUGACUGUGUGUGAUGUCCCUGUGUGUGAUGUGUGACUUUGUGUGAUGUGUCCCCGUGUGAUGUCUGUCACUCUGUGUGUGAUGUGUGACUGUGUGAUGUGUCCCCCUGUGUGAUGUCUGUCACUCUGUGUGUGAUUUGUCCCCCUGUGUGAUGUCUGUCACUCUGUGUGUGAUGUGUGACUGUGUGACGUGUCCCCCUGUGUGAUGUCUGUCACUCUGUGUGUGAUGUGUGACGUGUGUGAUGUGUCCCCCCUUGUGUGAUGUCCCCUCUUGUUGUGUGAUGUGUGACUGUGUGUUAUGUGUCCCCCUGUGUGAUGGCUGUCACUCUGUGUGUGAUGUGUCACCCUGCGUGAUGUCUGUCACUCUGUGUGUGAUGUGUGACUGUGUGUGAUGUCCCUGUGUGUGAUGUGUCCCCGUGUGAUGUCUGUCACUCUGUGUGUGAUGUGUGACUGUGUGAUGUGUCCCCCUGUGUGAUGUCUGUCACUCUGUGUGUGAUGUGUGACGUGUCCCCCUGUGUGAUGUCUGUCACUCUGUGUGUGAUGUGUGACUGUGUGUGAUGUGUUCCCCCUUGUGUGAUGUCCCCUCUUGUUGUGUGAUGUGUGACUGUGUGUUAUGUGUCCCCCUGUGUGAUGGCUGUCACUCUGUGUGUGACGUGUCCCCCUGUGUGAUGUCUGUCACUCUGUGUGUGAUGUGUGACUGUGUGUGAUGUGUCCCUGUGUGAUGUCUGUCACUCUGUGUGUGAUGUGUGACUGUGUGUGAUGUGUUCCCCCUUGUGUGAUGUCCCCUCUUGUUGUGUGAUGUGUGACUGUGUGUUAUGUGUCCCCCUGUGUGAUGGCUGUCACUCUGUGUGUGAUGUGUGACUGUGUGAUGUGUGACUGUGUGUUAUGUGUCCCCCUGUGUGAUGGCUGUCACUCUGUGUGUGAUGUGUGACUGUGUGAUGUGUCCCCCUGUGUGAUGUCUGUCACUCUGUGUGUGAUGUGUGACUGUGUGCGAUGUGUCCCCCUGUGUGAUGGCUGUCACUCUGUGUGUGAUGUGUCCCCCCGUGUGAUGUGUACUCAGGUAGUGAGUGAGGUCUGAUAGUACUGUUUGUUCAGGUGAGUUUGUAUUAGAGGAUAGUGUUGUCUCAGCCAUAGACAUGGGUACCAUACAGUUACAACACACAGCUCACAUGGUGGGAAUGUAAUGGAUCUAUUCUCAGUGUGAAAUUAAUAAAGUAAUACAAUGUUUUAGUUAUUUUAAUUCAUUGGUUGAUUGUAAGAUGAGGGGUCUUAUUACUGUUGGAGUGAUUUAAUAUUUUUAGUCCAUUAAUGAUUAAAACAUUCAGCAGUCCAUGGAUAAAAUAUUGAAGGUUUAACCAACCAUGAUCCAUGUAGAUACAAACACACACACCUCUGUUCCACAGUCAGUUUUUAUUUAUUGAUUUAGCCUCUGUUUAUACAGAUAUUAAAAUGAUUAUGGCCAACACAGCAUGUUAUAGUAAUCCAUCCACCCCUCCCCCUCCUUUACAGGUGUGCCUAUAUGGUAUGAUGUAAUGUAAUGAUGAUGUCAUGGGUACAGCAGAAUUUUCUGUAUUUGUAACAUUCCACAGGCUGGUCAGAGUUUUUAACCCAUUCUUUACAGACCUCCAACAGUUCAAACUUUUUUCCUCUUUGGCAUAAACGUGGAUCUGUUGUUGAAUCCCAUAAAUCCUGGUCAAUUAUUGAUUAUGAAGAAAUAGUUUGAAAAACAGACUUUUAUUGUAUAUGUGUCAAUAGCUCACACACUAUGCACAGUCACUUGGAUUAUAUCAGCUCUCCACCUGCCAAUAGUUUUCUAGUCAAACAUUCCUCCAUUGAGAUUUUGGCUUUACUUAAAAACUAUAUAGUUAAAAAGGUGGAUAUAACAUAUAACAGGAGAGAGAGAGAGAAAUAUUGGUGCAAGGUUCUGAAAGUGGAGUGGUUACCAUGGAAACCAUGGAAUGUUCCUGCUGAUUGAUCUACUUUUAGAAUGUUGACUCAGAAUGGCUUUUAAUACAGAUUGAUAUAGAUAUGGUGAUUCGCCAAUGCGUGAAUUGCUAAGAAUGCAGAUUAAAUUCAAAGUGAAUUUCAAAUUAUAGACUAAAAUUCCUGAAUCUGAAAGAUUGUUUUCAUGUUUUCAGUGUGGCUAUAUUUCCUAAAAUGUAAAAAAGCUCUUCAUAUUCGCUUUGAAAUAAUAACAAUUAACACUUUGGGAUUCAUUCAUUUAACCCUAAAUUGUAAAGAGGUGAAAAUUAAUGACUUUAACCCCUUAAGGACACAUGACAUGUGUGACAUGUCAUCAUUCCCUUUUAUUCCAGAAGUUUGGUCCUUAAGGGGUUAAAGAUAAUGCUCUCAAGUCAUUUCAUUUCCAAACUGGUUUUCAGUUCCAUUUUCCAGUUUCAUUUUACUAAACUAAGAAAUGUUGUGAAUCCAUCGUAAAUUCUAAGUGAACUUCCAAUUUAAGGCCAAACUAGCUGCUGACUAGGACAAUUGCUUUCGGUCAGCUAUUUUUGCCUUAAAUUUUAAAUUCUCUUUGACUUUGAAUUCCUGAUAAUUCUCACUUUAGUGGAUAAGCCCGGUUGGUCUUUAGUGAUAAUAAGUCACUUGCCUUUAAAAUGACACAAUUACUCUAAUGUUUAUGUAGUGACACAUCCAUGUAUAUCCCACCCCUGUCACCCCAGGCUUACUGAGAACCAGUGUGGAAAGAUGGCGUGUAAUAAUGGGAGAUAAGAGAAGUGGGUUCUUAUCUCUUAGAUGCAGCUUCCCAUUCCCUGACACAGGGAGAAAGUCCUCUCAAUUAAUAGAACAUCCCUUUAUGUGACUGACAGAUAAAGCUGUCAGUCUUUCAAAAAGCACUGAACUGAGCUGGUUUGUUAGAAUUUGGAAGUUCUAGCAGAAUCGAGAUGAGUUAUAUAACCUGGUGCAUGCUCUACUCAAACCUCACGCAUUGCAGCCAUUUAAGAUGGGAUGGGGGUGUUGUGCUUUAAAAGGACACUAAGAACCAUUACAUUACGGCUGUUUCGCACUACCUGCAUGGUCCUAGUGCCCGCUGCAAGGAGCGAGCAUGUCUAAUGAUACACUCACACUGUGCUGCCCAUGAACAGUUCACUUUUUUUUAAUUAAACGCAUAUUUCUUUGAGGGUAGUGGGGCCAGGUGGGUCAGGAUUCAAGCUUCUGUCUCUCUGUGAAUCCCUGUGUAUACUCCAGGAGCAAAUAAUAUAUCACAUCACAUUCUCCCUGCGGGAGCAGAAGGGGUGUUUCAAUUUAGUCAGGGACCUGCUUCGUUGCGAUUGGUAAUUGUCCAGUUUAGGGAGCACAUAGCUAAUAGACCUGCGGCUUGAGGCUAAAUUAACUCACUUCUUUAGGAAAGCAUAUACAUUAAUCUGUUAAUAGCUUUUCCUCCCCACACCUUGCUUCCUCUCCUGCAACUGUGUAAUCCAAAAAAAAACAAGUCUUCAUUGUUAACUAUACCAGUAAGCUACUUUAUCCCGUACAUGAAAUACAUCUUACCCUUACAUUUUGUGCCACUUUACCCCACUCCCCCUAGAAUGUAAGCUCAUUAGAGCAGGGCCCUCAACACCCUCUAUUCCUGUGCGUCCAACUCAUCUUGAUACAAAUAUGUGUCUGUUACUCCUAUUGUACAGUGCCAUGGAAUUUGUUGGUGCUUUAUAAAUAAAUAAUAACUCCAAAUAGUAGUUGUGACGGAGCUCCCGUACUCUGACCAUGUACCUUUGCCCAGUCCUUUUCCUAGGCGCUUUCAGGGACCCUGGAACACUCCAGCCCCAGUAGCGGAAGCUUGACCAGGUUCUCUUAGGAAAACUUCCAGGACCAGGCUGCAGCUUCCAGGAAGGUAUUGUCCCCACUGCCUUUGCCUCUACUUCCUUUCCCAGGCAGGUAUCCGCACCUGUGCCUGUACUGUGAUCAGCUCCUGCCUUUACAAAGGCACUUGUGGCUCUCAAGCCUUACUCUUUUGAAUUGACCAAUCAGCCAUCCGACAGGUCCGACGACUGUGUUACUGGGAUCCCUAAAUAAAUCAACCAGGACACACAGUUCCAAAAGGAACUAACACACACAGCUUUAUUUUUUUUUACUCAGGACUAGCCCAUAUACACAUUAUAAGAAACUUACUGUGAAAACUUCAAUAUAAUAUAAAUAACCAAAUAAUAUGGGGAAACAUGCAGGAACUCAUAACAACACACUGAAAUAUUUAUAAAGGGUUUUUGUAUCCAAUAACUAACAAGAAAUAUCUCCCCUUCUUGCAGAAUUCAUCAUAUGCAAAUCUGGAAAAUGCUAAUUAACAAACCUAGCUAUUCAGGUAGUGCAUAUAGCUGUUUCAGGAUCCUUACAACCAACAAAUGGCACUGUAUUGGCUUCAUAGUAAAAUCCACCUAGUUGGUUGAAAGCAACAUCAGGAGAAGAGAGUGAGGUUGGAGGAGGAGCGAGGGUGGGGACAACGGAAUUAUCACUAGAGCAGAUAGGCAGGUGGAGGGCUUUAAUCAGUGUGGGAGGGAGAGAAGGCGGCCGAGCGCUUCCCCAUGCAAGCUCAGCCUACUAGGGAGGAGCUCUUACAUCUGUCGGCAGUGGUGUGGUGAGUGCUGACAACAGACGUGUUUUAUGUACAGAAUUUAUAUUAGGUAGUCCGGACACAAUUGAAAAUAUCUCAGGAUGUGUAGUGUUUCAAACUGAAACACUGCACAUACAUGCUCCUACCACCAUAACAACUUCAAAAAGCUGAAGUGGUUGUGCUGGUUGGAGUAACCCUUUAAAGGACCACUAUAGUGCCAGAAAACAUACUCGUUUUCCUGUCACUAUAGUGCUCUGAGGGUGCCCCCACCCUCAGGGACCCCUCCAGCUGGGCUUUGGGGGGGAGGAAGGGGUUAAACGUACCUCUUUCUUACCUCUUUCUCCAGUGCCGGGCGGGGAGCUCUCCUCCUCCUCUCCUCCCUCUUCUUCCGUCACCGGCUGAAUGCACAUGCGCGGCAAGAGCCGCGCGCGCAUUCAGCCAGUCCAUAGGAAAGCAUUCACAAUGCUUUCCUAUGGACGCUGGCGUCUUCUCACAGUGAAAAUCCCAGUGAGAAGCGAGGAAGCCCUCUAGCGGCUGUCAAUGAGACAGCCACUAGAGGCUGGAUUAACCCUAUUAUAAACAUAGCAGUUUCUCUGAAACUGCUAUGUUUAUAAAAAAAAAAGGGUUAAACCUAGCUGGACCUGGCACCCAGACCACUUCAUUAAGCUGAAGUGGUCUGGGUGCCUAUAGUGGUCUUUUAAUUUGCAGUUUAGUGAAUGACCCUGAUGGUGCACUCUGAUUCAGCCACUGUCGGUCAAUCUGCAAUGAAAACCCCCCGGAAAUACUGGCUUGUAAUUUGUUGUAGGUAGGUGAGUUUUCCACACUGGUUCGGACUUACAGGAUACAUAGUCACUAGACAAAUAACACAGACUUCAGAUAUCUAGAAGCUAAAACGGACGGUAAACAGGAAUAAGGCUUAAAGGUAAUGCAGGGUUUAGGACUCAGAAUCAGUGGCGGAUCUAGAGCCUGAUCUCGGGAGGGGCACUUGUAGAUUAUUUAAAGAAAUAAUCCAGACACAAUAACUACUACAGCUCAGUGUAGUGGUUAUGGUGUCAAUAGUGCCGGGACCCCCUCCUAGAGUAAGUAGUCAAACCGUUUAAGAACAGUUUGACAACUUACCUGAGGUCUGCUGGGAAAUGGGGCGGUAGUAGGGCAUAGGAGCAGUGGUGUGUGUGAGUGGUGCAAUGUGUAAGGGGUGCAGUGUGUGUGUGUGUGAGGGGGACAGUGUGUGAGCAGUGUGUGUGUGUGUGUGUGUGUGUGAAGGUUGUAGUGUGGGACAGUAUGUGUGUGUAACAGUUGCAGUGUGUGUGUGAAUGUGGGCAAUGUGUGUGUAUGGGGCGGCAGUGUAUGGGGCAGUGUGUGUGUAUGGGGGGCAGUAUGUGUGUAUGAGGGCAGUAUGUGUGCAUGGGGCAGUAUGUGUGCAUGGGGGGCAGUAUGUGUGUAUGGGGGGCAGUGUAUGGUAUGGGGGCAGUAUGUGUGGGGGCAUGGGGGCAGUAUGUGUGUAUAGGGGCAGUAUGUGUGUGGGGGGCAGCAUGGGGGUAGUAUGUGUGUAUGGGGGGGCAGUAUGUGUGUAUGGGGGGUCAGCAAGUAUGGGGGCUGUGUGUGUGUGUGUGUGUGUGUGUGUUAAGGGUGGGGGGGGGGCUUUUUUUUAUAAUAUAUAUCUUUAUUUAAUUUAAAAAAACAAAUAUUCUAUGUCCCCCCUCCCUUCUUACCUUUAUUGAGGAGGAGGGGGGACAUAUUUUCAUCCCUGGUGGUCCCAGUGGUGAUUCCCUGGUGGUCCCAGUGGUUACAGUGAACUCUAGCCCGCGCUCCCGGGCUAGAGUUCACUCUCGCGAGAUUUGGAGCGUUGCCGCGGUAACCGGCAACGCUCCAAAUCUCGCGAGAGGAGGACCCGGAGGAGCUGCAGACUGAGCUCCCGGGUCCUCCCUCUCCCUCCCCUGCCGGCUGUCAGCACAGUGCCUGCGGACUGGGGAGGGAGAUCUCUGAUCUCCCCUCCGGUCCGCAGGCACAUUGCAGGGCUAGCACCUGCAUGUGCUGGCAGGGGAGGGAGACCGGUGGAUUUCUCGGGGGGGGGGGGGCAAUUGCCCCGUUGCCCCCCCCCUGGAUCCGCCAGUGCUCAGAAUCCAGCAAUUAAAUUAGAAUCAGGUUACAGGAAAUCAGGUUUACAGUCAACAGGUGGUUAGAUAGGUGAUUCUUUUACAUAGGACCAAGGAGAACAGACCAGUUUGUAACUGGACCAGCUGCAGGAGUAAUAAGGAAUAAAGCAAAGUGUCUCAGAGCAGCCAGCAAACAACAGAAACGUGACUAAGACAUGGAAUCCAGGAGCUUGUCCAUGAAACUCCCUCUGCUGGAUUCCAUUCUAUCUGGAACACAGUGGUUGUAGUCGUAUUCUACAGAAUAGAAUGCAAUGGAAAGGUAUCAAGGCCAUAAUAAGGAUUGGAAAUAAGACCGUGUAAACUGCAAAGACUGACCCUGAUUUAAUAAGCUUCCCAAAUGAUUCAACAAUGUUAGAAAAACUUUAGAAAUGGUUUAUCUAACAGUAUUAAAUCAUUUGGAAACAUUAAUAAAUUGAUGCUAUAGCAAGUAAAAUAAAAAUCACUGUUUAGGAAUAUACCCCUAAUGAAAACAUGCAUGUAUUUAAUCCAGCAUUUUCCAUUGUAUAUCUAAAUAUAGUUUGCAAAAGCUGCAGAUCUCUUGUCUGCAGCCUUUGCAAUCCUUCCCCUUAUCACCCCACACAGACUUUCAGUGACUGUCCAAUCAUUGACUUUCCAAUGCAGCUCAAUGAGAAGUCUUUUAAAGGCAGGUGCUCUGAGCAUUUUCCUACCUCUUGUGUUUAGAAGAAUUCACACAAAAAAAUCUCACAAAAAACUGGUGGACUCACAAGACAUAAAUCUGAUCCAUGUGUUGGCCCCACCUGAACCUUUAUUAAGAUCUUGAACAUUCCUUGACUUAAUCAAUAAUGCGCUCAUUUUCUCCAAAUUUAAUAAGAACAUUUCCAACUUAGGGUCAUUAAUGUCAUAUUUGUGUAAAUAUCCAUUAGACUUCUAGAAUCAUGUGCUCUCUGUCUCAUCAUCUCCAAUGAUAUUUCCAGACAUAAACUCUCAGAAUCAGUUAAUCAAACUAGUUAUUGACUGAUCUGAGCAUCAGGCCAACUUUCCUAAGAACAAAAGUAAAGCAAAAUAAAUAAAAAUAAAAGAUGAAUAUUUUUCUCUUUAAAUAUGAUCCCUAAUACAGUAAUACUCUCUAUUGUUAAAGGACCACUCUAGGCACCCAGACCACUUCAGCUUAAUGAAGUGGUCUGGGUGCCAGGUCCAGCUAGGGUUAACCCAUUUUUUUUAUAAACAAAGCAGUUUUAGAGAAACUGCUAUGUUUAUGAAUGGGUUAAGCCUUCCCCCAAAUCCUCUAGUGGCUGUCUCAUUGACAGCCGCUAGAGGCGCUUGCGUGAUUCUCACUAUGAAAAUCACAGUGAGAGCACGCAAGCGUCCAUAGGAAAGCAAUGUAAAUGCUUUCCUAUGCGACCGGCUGAAUGCACGCGCAGCUCUUGCCGCGCGUGCGCAUUCAACCGACGGGGAGGAGAGGAGGAGGAUCGGAGGAGGAUCGAAGGAGGAUAGCUCCCCGCCCAACGAUGGAAAAAGGUAAGUUUUAACCCCUUUCCCCUUUCCAGAGCCAGACGGGAGGGGGUCCCUGAGGGUGGGGGCACCCUCCGGGCACUAUAGUGCCAGGAAAACAAGUAUGUUUUCCUGGCACUAUAGUGGUCCUUUAAGUAAAUUCUAAAUAACUUGGGUUGUCACUGGUAUGACCAGAUUUGUCUCCUACCUCUAGGCCCAAAUAUUUUGGGCACUUCUUUAAUUAAUUAAUGGGUUAGUCAUAUGGACAGAGGAAAGAUAUGGGGGAGCCAAGGCAAAACAUGUUCGCAUUAAUUGUGUUCUUUCAUGGCAGGACCUCCUAAGGGUUGUCCAAGCCCCUAGGCAGGAUGUCAUCUUGAGGCUCCUCCUGGAGCCCUGGGCUCUGUUCUGUGUUGUGUGUGGUGGCUGAGUGUUGUAUGUGCUUGAGGAAGAUUGUGUGUGUGAGAGUGUAUGAGUGUGUGUUGUGUGCGUAUAGGAGGCUGAGAGCUGUAUGAGGUUGUUUUUCUUUUGCCCCACUGCUUGUUACAUUUUUUUGCAGGAAGGAGACGUUAUCCCUAGUGGUCCAGUUGAGGCCAUUCUAGACAGGAUCCCUGGUGGUCCAUAGGUGAGCGUUGUGGUCUGAACCAAUAUCAGGUGCAGGUCAUUUUAAGGGCUCCCUUGUGAUCCGGAGCUCAGUCAGCACUGGCUGUGACACUGUCUGAGUCAUUGAGAAGAGCCUAGGGACCCUUUAUAGCCAGAACUGGAGCUACAGGCUCAGACAGAAGUCCAUUGGGCCUCCUUUUGAGCUCUGGCCCUAAGCGGCUGCCUUUGCAACCUUGUAGUCAAUCUGUUCCAUGGCCAUACCUGAGUCAUCUUCUUGUGCAUUACAACAAGCCAUACACCAUUGGUACAUUGCACUAACUAAUGUGUUAUUAUUGUAUGGGUUUACUUGUGCAAAGCAUGCAUUUAGAAAUGUUUGAUUACUGAGAUAACUAGAAUGGGAGCUGGGGCACGUCACAGUAUUUUGUUGGCAAAUACAGCUGGAAUAGAGGGGCUGUUUAAGCAUCGUCCAAACAGCAGAGACUGCAAAAAUCCCCAAGGCUGCUCAGGUGCAGGUCAGUCUCAGGACAGCAGUUACUAAUAGGUAUAUUGUCUGUUUCAAAGUAAAAUAUUUGAGCAGUGCUUUCAGUGGGGAGCAGGGGAUUCAGCUGGGCACAGGAUGGAAUUGAUGACAGUAAGAUAAGACUGGCUAAGGAGUGCAACUGCUACGUGGAGCGGUAGACAGUACAGGAGUUCCGCUCAGUCGCUCUGCAAUGUCAGAAUGUUUAGUGAAAAAUUCCUCAUUUUUACAAUAUACAGGACAAGACUGAAAACAAGAGAAAUCUUAAUGUAUUCUUUCUUGCAAUAUAUUUUGUAAAUAAAUAAAGUAAAUGCAUUUCUUUCUUUCCCAAAUGGCACUAAAUGAAAUUUGUUCGGUGUUCGAUUUGACUAUUUGACCAAUAAUCAUUUUCAAUCGAAAUUAACAAACACCUCAAUUCUAGUAAAUAUUUUGCUUCUUCUAAAAACAAAUGAAUAAGUUCAUUUCCAGAUCAUACAAGACACAGUAUAGUGGCGGGGCUUUUGGUACGUUGAGCUCAUUGUUUCUUUAUCAAAUCAUUUGAAAAUGGUUCUUGCACCAUAACCAAUGCAACGUCUUCUAGAGAUUAGAGCCUCACUGAAAUGUUAUGUACUUACGUCGGGUAGCAUUUGGAAAAUGUUCAACACCUCUCUCUCUGUCUACAAAAAAGCUAAAUACAAUAUCGGGAUAGAAACUAGGACGGGAAACUCCUUUUAGUACUCUUGUAACUAUGCUCUGUUUAGUACACAUUUAUGUAUGGAAUGUAUAUAUCCUUGUAAUUCAAACUAUAAGAACUGUCAAACAUGUCAUUAUUUUUUUUUAAUAUUUAUAACCUUUUUUAAUAUAUUACUAUAUUUGUUAAUUCCAUUGGGAAUUGUGAGAAAUUGGCUGGAUAGCAUAAUUUGAAAACAAAGAAUUUUCCAUUCAACAUAUUUAUCCUAAACUAUUUGAGUCACUUGCACACGAAUAAAACCUUCAGUAUAUUAUUGCCUGUAAACACACUAUGUCAAUAAAUUGUGUGCAGUGGUUUAAGAGCAAUUCUUCUCAGCCAGUGAGCUGUACACAGGCUUUUGGAGGGGGGUAGGUAGAUAUUUUUAAAAUACUUUUUAAAAAUUGAUUGGGCCUAUAUCCGUGUAAUUUCUCUAAAUUAUUCUCAAACCUUCCUAAGCUAAGCAAUAAUCACUGUUCCCCAAGUGCUCAAUUACUUCCAUGUUUAAGAUAAAACCUAGGUCAGGGGUGGACAAAAGUUAGAUUAGAGUUGCUGCAGAAAUGCAACAGUUAAGGUUGGCAAAGCACUAUGGGAAUUUUCUUUCAAUACAAUAUACACAACAAAAUUGAUAGUAUCAAUAGUAACAGUAUCCUCAGACACUCACAGGGUUGUUAGUUAAAGGAACACUAUAGUGUCAGGAAUACAAGCAUGAAUUCCCGACACUAUAGUUCUAAUAUCACUAUUUAGCCACCUGGACCCCUGUCAGCAAAGUAUAAGGUGUAAAACUCGCCUUUAUUCCAGCACGCGAGAGUCUGGUCGGCCUACUUGGCUGAGGUUAUCAAAUUUGACAAUCUCAGCCAACCCAAUUUCCCAUAGGAAAGCAUUAGAGGCUAUUGCACAUCUUCUCAAAGAGAUGCAUUAAAUCAAUGUAUCUCUAUGGGGAGCAUUUAGUGUCAUGGUGAACGUCAGUGCUGCACAUUGUGCAGCACUGAGCCAGGAAGCACCUUUAGUGGCUGUCUGAGUUACUGCCACUACAGAUGUUCCUAGGCAGUAAUAUAAACGCUGCCUUUUUUUCUGAUUAUACAGUGUUUACAUUAAAAAGCUUGCAAGACGGUCAGUAGACACUAGAACAACUACAUAGAGCUGCAGUUGUUCUGGCGACCAUAGUGUCCCUUUAACUAUAACAUUUUGAUUCUGACCAUGAUGGAUUGCUUCCAAUAAGGAAAUAAAUGGAAAGCACACAGUAUAAUUGAAGAAAUUCAGACUUCAGUCUUUAGGUUUUCUCAUUAAAAAAAUCCUUUUAUUAUCACUCUUCUUAAAACCACAUAUAAAAAUUUACCAAAAAAAAAAAUUGGAAAAAUGGGAAGUAAAGAGAGCACCACAUUUCAGGCAUGUUACACGAACUUCAUCGAGAUCUAGCCUCAUGGGAGUUGUAGUCCUGGAACACCUUUGGUUUUCUUAUCUAAUAGGUGUAUCUGUCUGCUGAGGAACAGAAUUGCCAUAAAGCAAGCUCUCUCCGUUUCCAAAUAUGUGAUCCUAAUUUCUUGCAAAAUUCAAAAUAAUAAUAAAAAAAACAAUAUGUAAAUAGUAACAUAUUUUGUUUGUCUUUCAGGUGAACAAUCACAAGCUUUCAGUGUUCAGCAAGGUGUGUUAUGCCAUUGGUGGAGCCCCCAAUCAGGUGGCUGGGAGUGCAUCCGCAUUCUUUCUGCAGAUCUAUUUGUUAGAUGUGGCGCAGGUAAAUGACAUCAUCACGCUCAUGCAUAUACUUCAAGAUAUUUUAAAGGCAUAUCAAAUAAAAUGUUAUGUAGUUCCUAUGAAAGAGACAGCUAUUAUAUCCCACUACAACAGUACUCUAAGCAGCUUUCCAAUAAUAUAUCUAGGGCCUUCAUUCACGUCAUGUCCUUGACAGCCUUGAAAUUAUGCUGAUCAGCUAUUUUGAUUAACAAUUAUUUUCUGACAGCAAUGUAAUAUAUCUCCAAGUGUGGACCUGAACCAUUGCCUAUGGGCCUGCCCAGAGCUGCUGCUUUUCUAGGAAGUUUGGUGAGCUACAAUUUUGGGAUUCUAAAUCCUACUGGAGACAAUCUUCAUGUACUGGAGGUGAAAAAAACAAAAGUCAUGACCGGUUUACUUUAACAGAAUUCUCCCCAGCCCCAUAGCCAGUCUGUAUAUCUACCAUAGAGAUAAAUUAUAUAGUUAAUCAAAAAUGUUGAGAUAUUAACUUACCUCCUCUCUGAUCCAACUUCACCAUACCUGCUUGGACCUCCAGUUCACUUGCCCUUUGCCCAUUCAUUGAUUUGAUCUUACUUGCUUGGGAACAUUCCCACAGGUAGGACAAACUUCCUACAUAAUGCUGACAUGCUGGUUUUGUAGCCAAAAUGCUGGUGUCUGAAUGGAGUGACAUAAGUCUUCUCCAUUUCUACACUCAGUAGCUAGCACUAAAAGUAUUGACUAUGGAGUAACCAUAGCAAUGAGAGAACAUGUGCUUUGGUUGCUAAGAUUUCUGUGCAGGAGAACCACAUGUGGGUCUCUACUGCUCACCCUGUCACUCAGUUCUUCAGCACAGAGUCUAUAUGCUAAAGAAUUGAUUGACAGUUGGGAGAAAUACUUGUUUUCAAACUGCUUUCUCUCCCAAUCUAUAGUGCAUGUACAAUGCACAGAUCACAUUUUAUGCUCCUUAAAAUGAGCAUCACAGGUAAGGUUUAUUUGUGUUUGCUUACAGGUUCUACAUACAUUAAUGCAGGGGCUUUGCUAGAUGGCCCCCUCUCUCACAUACAUUGACUUUUCUAAAAACCGGCCUUAUACCCAGCCCUAGUUCCAGCCCUAAGCCAUAUCAUGUUCUCUAAGUUUUUGUAUUAACCCCAAGACAUGCUAUAUAUACCCCUCAGCCCAGCAGUUCCACGACACUGUGCUGUAUAAUUAACUCCAAUUAUGGUGCAUUGUCACAAAUUAUGUAAUUAGAGAACAUAUUUCUCACUUAUUACAGGAGACUAACAGUGACAUGAUGCCAAAAUUAGAACUGGGGCCUUUCAGGAUCCCACUCUGGGCUUUAGCCUCUGCCACAAGUUUGUUUUAUUGUAAUGUAAUUCAUUUUUAAUUGAUCUUUUUUUUGUGUGUCUUCCCCCAGAUCACGCCAUUUGAAGCCUCUCUUGUGCUGUCCAUCGGCAAGACUUGGGGUGGAAUUACAGAUCCUCUUAUUGGAUUUUUCAUUAACAAAAGUAGAUGGACGGGGAUCGGCCGGUUAAUGCCAUGGUAAAAUGCAUAUCAUUAUAUUUCAUGAUGUAAUUAUUUUUUAUAAUACUUUUUUUUUACCAGAAUGAUCAGUGAUAUUAUCACAUAUUAUUAUGUAUUUGUUCAGCUGUUCAUUCCCUCUUUCUCAUAUAGUGAGCUCACCGUUAUGAUAUCUUAUACCUCCUGACGUUUCAUAUAGGUACAGAGGAAUAUUUUAGUUUUAUUGGUAUGGCUGGAGAUAGGGGAAACGGGUGAAGCUAUUCUGGAACAUUUUCAAAGAAUUUAUAACCUACUAAUUUGAAACUGAGAACGAACUGAAAUGAACCAUACUUCAUAUUAAUGGUUUUUUAAUGGAUUGCUCUAUUUAAAAUAUAUAUAUAUAUAUAUAUGUAUUAAAUAUUUAAUAAGUUAAUUUUUUACAUGAGUUGCUCCAUUCAAAAAUAAUAAUAUUAAUGUUUUGGUAAAUGGCAAUUGUAAUCCAGUUCAAACAAGGCAAAGACAGGGCAAAUAUAGCAAAUAUAGUUAAAAAAUAAUAAUUAUAAGAAGAAAAAUACAAAUCUUCGAUUUCUCCUCUUUUUGUAUAUUUUCUCUGCACUGACUACCAGAUGAAGGAGCUAAGAUGGAGUCACUCAGUUUUAGGAUAAAUACGUGUAGAUUUCUACAUUUAUUUUUUUACACCUCACAAAUGCAGAUGCAAAAAGCACAAUAACUGCUACCCUUUCCUGUAGGAUAUGAGGUAUGGGUAUAAAAGAAUUUGCCCCUCCUGAAUAUUGAAAUUGGUAUUGGGAGGUACGAUGUACUGUUUUGCAAAUAAUUUGAUUGUGAAUUGAAAAUAUUUUCAUUUGACUUUUUUUUUAUACAAUUUCCCCCUCAGUCCCAAUUGCAUGCCAUUAAUUAUUCACCUCAAAUAAAUCCUAUAUACAGCACUGCAUACACCAUGGGUCUAUAUAAUUCUCUGCAAUUUUAUAUACAGUUGUGCUCAAAAGUUUGCAUACUCUGGCAGGACAGGAAUUGGGAAAUUUUGGCAUUGAUUUUAAAAAUAUGACUGAUCAUGCAAAAACAUUUUUGGGAUUGAAUGAUAGUGAUCAAAUGAAGCCCUUUAUUAUCACAUAGUUGUUUGGCUCCUUUUUAAAUAAUAACGAUAACAGAAAUCUCCCAAAUGGCCCGGAUCAAAAGUUUACAUACCCUUGAAUGUUUGACCUUGUUACAGACACACAAGGGGACACACACAGGUUAAAAUGGCAAGUAAAGGUAAACCUGUGGCUUGUUAAAUUGCAAUUAGUGUCUGUGUAUAAAUGGGCAAUGAGUUUCUUAGCUCUGCACUGAGCAGGCUAGAUACUGAGCCAUGGGAAGCAGAAAAUAACUGUCAAAAGACCUGCGUGACAAGGUAAUGGAACUUUAUAAAGAUGGAAAAGGAUAUAAAAAGAUAUCUAAAGCCUUGAAAAUGCCAGUCGGUACUGUUCAAUCACUUAUUAAGAAGUGGAAAAUUCAGGGAUCUUUUGAUACCAAGCCAAGGUCAGGUAGACCAAGAAAGAUUUCAGCCACAACUGCCGGAAAAAUUGUUCCGAAUACAAAGAAAAACCCGCAGGUAACCUCAGUGGAAAUACAGGCUGCUCUGGAAAAAGACGGUGUGGUUGUUUCAAGAAGCACUAUACGACGAUACUUGAACAAAAAUGAGCUGCAUGGUCGUGUUGCCAGAAAGAAGCCUUUACUGCGCCAAUGCCACAAAAAAGCCUUGUUACAAUAUGCCCAACAACACCUUGGCACGCCUCAUAGCUUCUGGUACACUGUAAUUUGGAGUGACGAGACCAAAACAGAGCUUUAUGGUCACAACCAUAAGCGCUAUGCCCUCUCCAAGCAUAGCGCUUAUGGUUGUGACCACAAGGCCUAUAGUGAAAAGAAUACCAGCCCCACUGUGAAACAUGGUGGUGGCUCACUCUGGGAUCUCAAACAUGCGGUUCAUGCAAGACGGCCAAAGACUUUGCAUGACCUGGAGGCAUUUUUCCAAGACGAAUGGGCAGCUAUACCACCUGCAAGAAUUAGGGGUCUCAUAGACAACUAUUACAAAAGACUGCGCGCUGUCAUUGAUGCUAAAUGGGGCAAUACACAAUGUUAAAAACUAAGGGUAUGCAGACUUUUGUGCAGGCAUCAUUUCAUUUUUUCUUUGUUGCCAUGUUUGAUUUUAUAGCCUACAGUUAAAUAUGAAUCCCAUAAGAAAUAUAAGAAAUGUGUUUUGCCUGCUCACUCAUGUUUUCUUUAAAAAUGGUCCAUAUAUUACCAAUUCUCCAAGGGUAUGCAAACUUUUGAGCACAACUGUACAUCACAGUAUACAAACUGUCUGCUUCAAGUCCAUCUAAACAUAGCACUGCAUAUCUCCCUGUGAUAAUCUGUCUAUACACAGCACUACAUACAGUGGAGACCUGGAGACAUGAUUUAAUUGUACAUUGUAUAUGAUGCAUACAUGGUGCAUGUUUAUCUAAUUAAUUGCAUACAUAGUGCUGCGUACACUGGAGCUAUAACAUAUAACUAAAUACACUGGAGAUGUACCAAAAUACUUAUUAUAUGCAGCACUGCAUGUUGCCAAAAUGCUUUUUAUAUAUAUAGCACUGGAUACAAUACAGGUGUACCAGUCCAGAAUACAUUUUAUACACUGCAAGGAAUACUCCUCGGGUGGCCCAGAACACCGCUUGUACACAACACUACAUAUACUGUAGGUGUACCAGAAUAUGUUGCUCCACACUUUACAUGUUUACAAUAAGGAAAUAAAAGAAGUAACAAAAAAAUAUUUAUAUAAAAAUUUAUAUAAACAGUCAGAGAGGUGUAGAGGAGCCCUCCUCAUUUGCUCUGUAAUCCUCCCACUUAGGAGAGGUGAAAAGUUAUAGCAGAUUACAUGAGCAGUACGCAAGUAGAGUCGCGAGGAUAGCUAAGAAUUAGAGUGCAAGCUUUCAAGACGACUUGUAACAUUUCUAAAAAAAAUUUAUCUCAUUGAAUCUGUUUACCUCGUCACGCACGAAACACGCCAGCAAUAAUGUAAUUGAAUCACUCUUCUCUAAUAUAUUAUAAUUAUUAUUCUCUAUUGUAAUAAUUAUAUUAUUAUUUUUUAAAACAUUUUUCACAAAGCUAUUCACAAAAUAGGUGGAAUAACAAACGAAUCAUUGUAACAAGACAAGUUAGACAUAGAGGGACAGGAUUAUUUGUGAAUACAUUAACGUUCCCCUCCAGACACACACUGUAUUUGUAGAAUUUCCAUGUUGCGUAAUACUGCUAUUAUUCCAAACCAGGAAGUUACAGAGCACCUUGUCUGGGGCAGGCCGAGCUCAGGCAGACCUUGCUAGAACCGUCUGUUUCACUAUCACUGCAGAAUUAGUCGAUGUAAACAUCACAACAUUGUCCAUUAUCCUGUUGAGUAACAAAGAACUGCACGAAAAGGUUCCAAUUGUUCAAUGGACCUAUUGACCUACAUUGUUCUUUUGUCAUUUAAAGAGGAUUUUUUAUUUUAUUUUAUUCAGAUCACUAUAUCCAAAAUAAUCAGCUGCUCCAAGUAAUUACAACACACAAAAAAAGGGAUUUAUUAUGGCUUUUAGACACCAAUUAAUGUUUGUUUUAUUUGUGAGUAAAACCAAAGUUCAUUUCUAGGCUACAAAAUAGCAACGUUUUGUCUGUUGAAAUAGGGGAUGUGGUUGAGAGUUUGAGGGUUCCGUGUUAAAGGGACACUCUGUAUCUAAGCCCCAAACCCUUGCCACCUACUGAGAUAAUGCAAGAGUUUCAGUAUUAGAUUUGGACCAGAAUUGCAUGCCGACUGUGAGUUUAGGGUUUCCUUUUCUACUUUAACACAUUAAAAUUGUCAUAUUUGUUUUUGCAGUUGCCUUAAAAGCUUGAGAUUGGAUGUUAGUGAUCAUUUUGAAGUGUAGACUCACAGUUUAGCUGUCCAAAGAUAAUUUUACUCCCUAUUUAAUCUUUAGUAUAUUCUUUAUAAACAAGACAACAUGACACGGAGAGCAACAUGGAGCCGCUGUAAGUAGGGAAAAAGUUCCUUAACGUCAAUCAAUGAGUUUAUUUAAUAAACUUUGGAGUAUGAAAAAAUGCCAAUUUGUACCAAAGGAAAAUCGCAUACUCAAAAAAUGUAAAUGCCAUUAUUAAUUCUUCAAAAUUACUACAUUGUUAAUAAAUCCCAUGGAUAUGUUUAUAAGCCGAGACACAACCUCCUGAAGAAAACUAUUGGGUGAAAUAAAGCCCAUUUCGCAAUCUUUAAUGAAACUUUUCAAGAUAGCCUUCUAAAUGUAUUUAUUGGCAUACAGUUUAGUAGUGUGAUAGACAGACAGACAGACAGACAGAUAAUAUAUAGAUGGAUAGAUAGACAGACAGACAGACAGAUUAACACUUUAAUGGAUGGACAGAUAAGUAAAAAGGCAUACAGAUGGAUGUUAGAUGGAUGAAUAGACUGACAGAUGCUUUAGAAUGAUGGAUGGACAGACGGAUGGAUGGAUGAAAUGAUUAAUGGACAGAUGGAUGGAUGGAUGUAAGGAAUCAUGGAUGGACAGAUGGAUGGAUGGAAUGAUGGAUGGACAGACGGAUGGAUAGAUGGAAUGAUGGAUGGACAGACGGAUGGAUGGAUGGAAUGAUGGAUGGAUGUAAGGAAUAAUGGAUGAAAUGAUGGAUGGAUUGGUGCAGACUAAAAGGGGCGAAUGGUUCUUAUCUGCCAUCACUUUCUAUGUUUCGAUAUUUCUAUGUUUUCGAUGUUUCUAUGUAAGGAAGUCUGUGCUGUACACUACACAUUACAAUAAGACAUAGAGUUUGGAUUAAAUAACCAGCAUUGUGGCCCUUCUGAUACUGAGAGUGCGGCUUCAGAUACAUUUUACUGACAGCAAUGAACAUAUUUUGGAAUCCAGACAUAUGAAUCGUUGAUGAUACAUGAUUAUUUCCGCUCUCUUUCCAGGAUGCUGGGCAGCACUCCUUUCCUGAUAUUAUCUUAUUUCUUCUUAUGGUUCGUCCCUCCAUUCUUGACUGGAAGAGUCGUCUGGUACCUGGUGUUUUACUGUUCCUUCCAAGCGCUGAGUACAGUAAGUUUAUUCGUUAUUAUAUAAAUUACCCGAUCUGUUAUUUUGUUAUUUUACAAAAUUACUUUAAAAUUGCUCAAAUUGUUAAAAACAACAGCAUGUACUUUUUAAGAUAUAAAGAAAAAACGUUACCUGCGCUCUGGCCUAAAUCCCCAUGUGCAUUUAAACAAAAAUGGAGGCUCUAGUUUUAUUCUAAUGGCCAUUUGAAUAUAUAAGCUCACCAGCCACGUCAAGGCAAGCCUCAAUAGGUGAGUUCUUACACUAGCCAUUAGAUAUGCUGAUAUCAGCCAAGAGUCUCCAAUGAGACAGGAAGGGGUAUUUUAAAAAACCCUUUAACAUUUAACCCUUUAUAGGGCUUCUACACAUUCAAUAAACUUUGCUGGUAUCAGACAAAGUAUAGACGUCUCUAAUGAGACAUUAAAGGGUGUUUUAUAAACCCCUACAUACUUUACCCUGAAUAGGGCUAUAACAUACAAAUCACCUUGCUGGUAUCAGCUAAAAGGCAAAUUUCUCUGAUGAGACAGGAAGGGGUGCUGCCCCUACAUACUUAUAAAGUCUUAAUAAGACAAACGUGGGGAGGCUGGCAGCAAUGGAACAUAGCUGAGUGAUACAAAAUUCAUAUACAAACACAAAGAUAAAGCACCGCGCUUACAGCAGCAGUGGUUUAGUAUCCAACAGCUUAAAAUACAUAGUAAAAACAAAGAAAACGUUACCUGCGCUCUGGCCUAAAUCCCCAUGUGCAUUUAAACAAAAAUGGAGGCUCUUUAGUUUUAUUCUAAUGGCCAUUUGAAUAUAUAAGCUCACCAGCCACGUCAAGGCAAGCCUCAAUAGGUGAGUUCCUACACUAGCCAUUAGAUAUGCUGAUAUCAGCCAAGAGUCUCCAGUGAGACAGGAAGGGGUAUUUUAUAAACCCUUUAACAUUUAACCCUUUAUAGGGCUUCUGCACAACUUUUUAAGAUAUGUUCAAUAUUUUACUAUUCUGUACCAUUUUCUAUCCAAUGAAUAGCUGUGAUUAUUUGGAAAAUAAAGAUUCACUCUCUGAUCGAUCAUGUUAAGCGUAAUGUUAUCUCAUUAUUAUAAAGUGACCUCGGAUUAGUUCUGCCAGUAAGAGUGUAUUGCAGGAUACGAGCAGCAAGCUUUGUGAAUUACUAAGUUUUAUUGCCACCUAGUGGUGAAUUAGCAGUACAGCUCAUUGCGUACAGGUGUGUAAACUGUACAUACCACUUUCUACCAUUUUUGUUUACCAAUUUCUGUAUGUAAAACAAGUAUAACCAAGGGCACAGCAAAAGACUUGGUGGCAGUGUACAUUUUUUGGGAUUCUCAUAUUUUGCUGUAUUCCUGUGUGUGCACCCAUUAUCCACCUUCAGUGUGAAUGGUAGUAGCAGGGACCUAUUCAUAGCAAUUGGGACCUGGAGAGGAAUCAGGAAGUCUGUGUCCCAUCAGGUAUAUAUUCCAUGUCCCCCCUUAUAUUUUCCUUCCUUGUAUUAGAGGGUUCUGUUACAUGACAUUAAAUACAGCAUUGCAUCAUAUGACGGUGCUUUACAAUGACAUAAAGAGUAGUAAACACUGAAGGAGAUACAGGUAUCACACUCACACUCACCCAAUAGAUCUCCAAGACUGGAAAUUUGUAGAACUCAUGGGAUGGAUCAAUAUAUAUAUAUAUAUAUAUUUUUUUUUUUUACCAUGUGAGAAAAACCAGUAUAUGAAGUAAUGAUGCCUAAUUCUAACAGGAAACACUUUAGUUACACUACUGGGUAUAACGCACAAGGCGAGCACUGUUAUAACACAUGACAACUAGGAAAGCAGGUCCAGCUGACUAACACAAAAUAAUAGUUUUAGUUAAAACCUGAAAUGACAAAAGAUGGAAUAUCGAAAACAAAACAUUAAUAUUAAAGGCCUGGUGUUAGGGGUUUGCGAUUGCACAGUACAUACACAGAGAGGGGGUUCUCCUGCCCUCCCUCGGGCAGAGAUAGGCAGGUGGGAGAGUUAAGAGCUCAGCCUAACCAGCCUACAAGGAAUAUAGGGGACAGGUACAUCCACCAAUUUCUGUUUGUAUAGCGUGGCUUUAUCCUCCAGUUCAGUCUCCACUAGGGCACUAGAGCCCUACAGAGAGGACCGUCGGGCAGCCACUAGAGGAACUUCCUGGGAAAUUCCUGGGUUCAGCAUUGAAAUAUUGCUGGAUUGACCUUCAGUGUCUCCACCCUCUGUAUGGAGAUACCGAACGCGCUCUAUAGAGAUGCAGUGACUCAAUGCAUCUCUAUGUGGAAAUGCUGAUUUUCACAGCACAGCAAAACUUCCCAAUGCUUCCCUGUGUGAAAGCAUUGGAUUGGCUGAGAUCAUCAGGAUUGAUGAUCUCAGAUGAGGAGGUGGAGGUGGAGCGACCACGUGGAGGCCUGUUUGACGGGGAAAUUAAGGUGAAGUAGAUCUUUUUUUUUCAUUUCAUUUGGAUGGGCAGCCAUCUAAUUAUUUACUAGGGCACUUUAGCAUUAUGAAUACAUUGCUAUUCCCAAAACCACUUGAGAAACUUACCUAUUUCUGAUUCAAGCCUCAUACAGAAUUGAAAAGAGAUGAAUCGAGCUAAAGAGCACUGGAGUCAACACUUUGGAGGUUAAACCAUUAGCCCCUAAAGGUAAGCUGUCACCAGGGACCUCCUGGUACCAUAACAACUAAAUUCCAAUGAAGUUGAUAUGAUGCCCGGAUUGUUUCUUUAAUGCAGGGGUACCCAACCCAGUCCUCAAUUACCCCCUACCAGUCCAGGAUUAAGGGAUUACUCUGUUGUGUCUAAAGUGUUUUCUAACUAACAACACCAUAGACACAACUUGGUAAUCCCUAAAUCUUGGAUUGGUAGGGGGUACUAGAUAAUGCGGCUUCUUCAUUACAUCCAACGUGAAAUUAAAAACGUAUUAUUGAUUUUUUUUAAUGAUGUCUAACAUAAAAUGUAAUAAGUGGUAAAUAAUAACAUAAUUUCUUGAUUAUCCCAUAGGUAUACCACGUCCCAUACACGACCCUGACCAUGUUCCUUAGUACAGACCAGAUGGAGAGGGAUUCAGCCACCGCGUACCGUAAGUAGGUCGGGACCUUUUGGUAUUAUUUAUUGCAUUAGUGGAGUUAUUUACCAAACUGGGAAUUAUGGGGAGUUGACAAUGGAAUUUCCAAUUUUAGGCCAACUUUUUUUUUUUUUUCAAUUUGGCUAUUUUGGCUUCAAAUUCAUUUUAUUUUGUCAGUUCUCUACAAUUCCCAGUUUAGUAAAUAACCCUAAAAGGCAGAGAGACACUAUCCAGAAAACAUGUGAACAUUUGCUUAUUGGCUUAUUUUUGAUCAUAUCUAAUUAAAAAAAAUAACUUAUUCGUAAUAAGGCUAUUUACAGGAAGCAUUUAUGGUGGUGAGAGGCUCUUCAAAUUCCUCAGCAAGAAAUCUUUUAUGGCUGAGUGCCAUUGCUGCCCUUCGGGCUGUUUUGAUGUGAGAAAUAUGGUUUACCAGAAUCUGUUUUUCUCUUUACUUGCAAUUUCAGAUAUGUCCACAAGGGGCAUCUAACAUAAUUUUGGUAGAAUCCAGUAUUUCUAACCCAGCUAGAUAAUGUUGUUUGCACUGUCCCUAAGGUGCCUAUCCACUAAACAGCAAAUUGCUGUAACUCGAGAACCAACCUGGUUGAGGACUUCUAUUAUUUACAACUCUGUAGUUAAAAUCUUGCUCCUGUUUUUUUCUUUGAAGAGCCAUGUAGACAGAGUUGUCUGUAAUAUUAUAAUUAUAAUAAUGGCUUCAAUGUUCAUUGUUCUGCACUGGUGUUGAAGCGUCUGAGUGUUAGCCUUUGUGUCCACGUAGGAAUGACAAUGGAAGUCUUAGGGACCCUUAUUGGAGCAGCAUUGCAGGGACAGAUUGUAGCAAGCGCUCACACCGGCCGCCACUGUAUGGCGAAUGAGACUUUGAACCUUACAGUCAAUGCCACAGACUCCAUAACAAACACCACCUUCCUGCCAGGAACACCAGAUCUUCUUCAUGCGGUAAGUACAGGUGGUCAAUCACCUUAUGUCCAUGAACGUAUAUAUCUUUCCUUUUUUGUUUUAUUUUUCAUUCUUUAUUUAAAGAUUUUAGUGUAAAAAAAAGAAUACAUUGUAAUUUCAAUAACAAACCUAGACAUAAAGUGAGGCACAACAAAAGCCCCAUAAAAUAAUACAAAAAAUCUACAAAGUCUAUAAAAUAUAAAACGAGAGUACAUGACAAGAAAACACACAAAAAUAAAGAACAUGACAAUGUCACAGUGUGCCGGUUUAGUUCUCAAAGUUGUAUUUGUUUAGUUGAUUAUAAGUUCCAUUAUUGCCUUGUAUAAUAAAAUAAAAUUGUCAGAGCUUUGCAUGCGGCCGACAAGCGGGGUGCAUUUUGGUAACUUAAUGGAACUGGGGCAUAUCUGGAAAAUACAUAGUAAUAACCUGUUAAGUGUUUUCUGCACACUCAGUCCACAUAGGAUAGGUAGGAUUUAUAAUCCAAUUAAGGGACGUGAACAGAAGUGGUGGGGAUAGGAAGGAGCGGGUGGGAAUUAAGUAAGCAAGAAAGAAGAAGAAGAAGAAGAGCCCCCAGGCCCAGUGACCUUUGGGAACUUUGCAAGCCAAGGGUUCCAUACUUUGUGGAAAAGGUUUGUGGUAACGUGGACUAAGGCUGACAAUCUAUCCAUUUCCAUGACGUUUCCCACCGGACACAACACCUCUGUUAAAGUAGAAAUGUUAAUGCUCCUCCAGUGUCCUGCUAUAGCUCUUCUGGUAGCCAAUGCUAUAUUAGCUAUGAGUUUGUUCUGAGCCCUAGUUAUGUCACUGUGGGGUUUGGACAACAGCCAGAUCAAGGGAAUCAUGAGUAGUUCAAUAUGCAAAAUUCUGGAGGUGAGCUGAGAACCACUAUGCCAGAGUUGGGAAAUUGAGGCACAUUCCCUCCAAAGGUGAAGAUGUCUACCUUUAUCCCCACCCUUCUUCAAGUAUAGGUCUGAGUCUGCUUGGCCCAUUUGUUUUAGCCUGAGCGAGGUGAGACGCCAGCGUAGCAUAAUCUUAUAUGCUUGUUCUUUGUGGUUCACGCAUAUGUUGACCAACACCGUGGUAUCUCAUAUAUCCUCCCAGCCCAAAGGGUCCUCUGGGGGACCAAGGUCCCUCUCGCAAGCCAACACAGAAGAAAAAGCAUGUGCAGGGGAGGUGGUGUUCAUAAGGGAAUAAAUAUGUUUCUAUGCACAUUUUCUCAAAGAUGGUGUGGGUGGCUAGACCUCAUCUGUUAAUAUAUUUAUAAAUAUUAAAUUUUUCGCGAAUAAAAUUAUAUGUUCAACAAAUGCAAGUUUGUGUUCAAAUGUAAUUGUUUUAAAAAGAGAGAAGAUAACCAAAUGUAACAUAUUUUGUUCUUUACAUCUGCAACAAACAGUAAAACGUAUGAUUUUAAUUCUACAUCAUCACAGCUAGAGGGAUUUGUCCUACCUCCUCCCUGUUUCCUACACCCAUGGUUAAAACCUCUCCAUAACCGUUGACUUGUUAAGGCAGCCACGUUGAAAGGAUAUUUGUCUAACCUCUUGGAAUGAAAACACUUAUAUAAACUGGUUCUGCACAACAGGCCCAUUUUAAGUGAGCGCAUUACAUUAUCAGAGACGUGAAAAGGUAGAGAGUGCAACUGUUAUCUAUAAUAAAGAUGAUCACAAGAGACUGUUAAGCAGGACACCUGUGUGGAAUUUAUCUAACAUUCCGACAUUCUUACAGAAUAUACUGGUAACUCCAAUUCACUUCCCGGAUAAUACAUAAUGAUAUGUGUAGUGCAUUAGCUCAAAACACAUCAUUUAUAAUAUAUUACAAUACAUACAUUGCAUGAGAGAGAGAGCAUAGCGACUUAUAUAUAAAACAUUGUAUUACAGCAAUAUUCAUAUUAUAUACAUUUAUCAAAAUCCCAUGGUUCAUGAAAUAUUUGUAACUAAUUGUACUAUUUAAAUUGAUAGUAGUAGAAACAGAAUGCACUGUGGAAGAAGUGAGACCUUUAGUCUUAUGUAACGAAUAGACAUACAGAGCUAAUAAUAAACAAUUUGUAGAAAAUCACAGAUAAUUAUCAGUUGACAUUUUUAUAUGAUAUGAAGAAUAUUCGCUAAACAUGAUGUUUAUUGCCACAAUAACUGAACAACCAAACUUUUAGCUUGGUUUAUCACUAUUUUAUUUUUAAAGUCAGCUGUUAUUUUACUAACAAAUGAGGGAAAAUGUUCUAUUUGUAUUGUAUACAAAAAAUAUGGGUAACCGUUGUCAUAGCCUAUAAAGAAAUAAACAAUACAUAGUGUGAAACCAUAUAAGGCAUAUACGUAGACACAUUUUUGGAAGCAUUCACAGUGUGGAGUAAAUCAAAGCGCCUUGAUGGUGCCACCCCUGCAGAGGGGGCUUAGUAUCCCAAUCCACCUUUAGCUCCUUCCUGGUUCAGGAAACAGGAGAAAGCAGGAAUCAAGGUAAAAAAGGUAAUUUAUUAUUAAAAAGCCUCUGGUCGGGGGGGGCGGAGCCUGACCGCUGAACAGAUCAGACGUGUCCUGUCUGAGCUCUGGCACCUGGGCCAGAAAUUCGGAGCUAACUCCGUGCCAUCAGUAGCCACAGUCCCAAACUGACACCCAAUCUACUCACAAGAUGAGGGCGCACACGAUGAUACCGCUUCUGACUCGAUACGGCACUGGAGUAACCCGACCGAGACCUGGGACCUACCUAAGUUUGAGCCGGGGUGAGACGGCCGCUCCCCCGGUUCUCCGAACGGCGUCCCGCUGUCCCCCCCCCCUUUGGACCGGCGCGGGUUAUCCCGGUCCCCACGGGCAACCAACACUGACAACUACCUGGCCCAAGUUCAAAUUAAGCUGCAGAAUUCAACCCAGAUGGCAUGCUCCAAAAUGGCGGAUAUCCCGCAGCCACAUGGGCAGGCAGAGAGCGAACCACUAAAGAGCACAAGCACACCCAAACGGCAGAACCUACUUGCGCACCCCGCAUGCCCCAGGGGAAGCCAGCUACCCACUCCAAGCACCUACAAGCUCCGGCAAUGAAACGCAAGCGGAGAGACAAAGAGCGGGAAACGAGGGGGUACCCCCUGGGCACUCCCAACACACAGAACACAAAACCUUACAAGAUGAGCCCACUCAGGUGGAAAACAACCAGGGGAUUACCCCCGGAACAUCAGGUGCGGAGGAUCCGACGCCACAGAAGGAGACUCUACACCAGGACCUUCAACAGCCCCUACACAGGGAAGAACGCGGCCCUCUCCAGGAGUAAACAAACUCGUGGUCCACAAAUGCAGGUCCCCAGGACAGUCCAGAAUCCUGAGGAGGGCUAACCAGAACUCUGCCAUCAGACCGCCUGCAGCCCCCUUCGCUCACCACCAAGCCUAGGCAUUGGCUAACUCUGGACUCUGUGCCCGGUGCUUGAAAAGCUGUUCCAUCCCUGCAAGCACAGAAACCACAGACUGUACCCGCAGCCCCACAUACCCCUUAACUUACCUGACAACCAUGCAGCACCACCAGUAUCCAGAGCACACCUAACGCACACACCAUGACACCGCAUUUGACGGACACACAAUGCCGCAGAUAAUCCUACUAUACGCAGGCCCUGACAACAACCCCCACAACCAACGAUAUAGACCUCAGACCCGUCUAGGGGAGCAUUGGUAGGCCAGACAUAUGAAAUUCUACACACUACAAGUCGGUACCCGUGGCAGACCAAGCUAGAGUACAACUGUACAGCCCAAACGACACAAUAGCGACCAGACAUUCACGCGAUUAUAGCUUGUAAACACUUAACACUAUGUUGUACAAACUACAGUGAAGCUACUUAUAAUUCCAAACUAUGCUUGUUAUUUACUGCUCCUAUUGCUAGACCUGACAAAACACUCGGUGAAGAAUAUUGGAGCUCCACAUACUUAGACAUUAUAAUAUAAAAUUGUGCAGAUCCUCUAUAUGCCAUGUUUGACCAUGUAUGAUGUUAUUAUGCUCGUGACUGCUAUUGUGGCAACACGGCCAGCUUGUAAUACCUUGCACACAAAAAUAAAGAAUUAAAAAAAAAAAAAGCCUCUGGUCCUAUGUGUUUCGUUCUGUUCAAACAGAACUUCCACAGGGACCUCACAAUUAAAAUACAAUUUACAAUUUUAUAUGACAGCGGUUUCCCAUAUUUUUUUGUAUACAUCUGUCUUGUUCGGGCAUCCAAGUGGGAAGGCUGCCAAGGGAAGCUGUCACUAAGCUAAGUUUGAUUAUUUAUUUUUUGUACACAAAUUAUUGUAUAUUUGUGUCUUUUGAUACCACGUUCUAUUUGUAUUGUCUGGUCUAAGAAGGUACUGAGUCAUGGGGAGAAGGAGGGAACCAUGCAUUCUAUUUGUAUUGUCUGGUCUAAGAAGGUACUGAGUCAUGUGGAGAAGGAGGGAACCAUGCAUUCUAUUUGUAUUGUCUGGUCUAAGAAGGUACUGAGUCAUGGGGAGAAGGAGGGAACCAUGCAUUCUAUUUGUAUAGUCUGGUCUAAGAGUUAUCUGAAUCCUGGAGUGAGUGACAGAGCCAUGUGUUCCAUUUUUUCCAGUUAUAUAUUUUUUUUAAUCUCCUGCAUUGCUGGGAUUUUGCCGAUAUGUUAUUUACAUGUUAUCAAUAAAUUAGCUGAAUGAAAUCUGUGAGAAACAAAGUAGUUUUCUUGCUGUACUGAUGUAAAAGGGUUGUUCUUUAACUCUUAGGGACCAAUGGUAAAAUUUGCUGACAUGGCAGUUUGUUUUCACACAUGUCAUGUGUCCUUAAGGGGUUAAAUUUGAGUUUUCUGUUUAGUUGAUUGAUUGGAGAUAUUUAUUAAAAUCAUUGGUCUAAAAGAGUCCAGUACAGAAUAUGCUGGUAUUUCAAAUUCACUUCAGGGAUAGCACAUGAUAUGUGUAAUGCAUUAGCUCAUAGCACUUCAUUUAUAAUAUAUUACAAUACAUACAUUGCAUGAAAGGAAAGAGCAUAGUGACCCAUACAUAAAACAUUGUAUUACAUCAAUAUGCAUUUUAUAUACAUUUAUCAAAAUCCCGUGAUUCAUGAAUAAUUUGAAAAUAAUUGUACAGUGUGAAUUGAUGGUUGUAACAGAAGACGCUGUAGAUGAAGAAGGACCUUUAGUCUUAUGUAAAGAAUAGAUAUUCAAAGCAAAUAAUAAGCAGUUUGUAGAACAUCACAGAUAAUUAUUAGUUGACAUAUUUAUGAAGAUUAACUGAUUGGAGAUAUUUAUAAAAAUUAUUGGUCUAGACUGCUUUUUUUUUGUUGAAAAGGCAAUUUUUAUUGUUAAUGCAAAAUACAAUUGACUUGUUGGGUAAGGCAGUGACCGAGUGACAGGCAACAGAGGGUUGUAGUCAAUGGAAUAUAUUCGAAGCUUGGACUUGUCACCAGUGGGGUACCUCAGGGUUCUGUACUUGGACCCAUUCUCUUUAAUAUUUUUAUUAGUGAUAUUGCAGAAGGUCUUGAUAGUAAGGUAUGUCUUUUUACUGAUGAUACUAAGAUAUGUAACAGGGCUGAUGUUCCAGGAGGGAUAAGCCAAAUGACAAAUGAUUUAGGUAAACUAGAAAAAUGGUCAGAAUUGUGGCAACUGACAUUUAAUGUGGAUAAGUGCAAGAUAAUGCAUCUUGGACGUAAAAACCCAAGGGCAGAGUACAGAAUAUUUGAUAGAGUCCUAACCUCAACAUAUGAGGAAAGGGAUUUAGGGGUGAUUAUUUCUGAUGACUUAAAGGUAGGCAGACAAUGUAAUAGAGCAGCAGAAAAUGCUAGCAGAAUGCUUGGUUGUAUAGGGAGAGGUAUUAGCAGUAGAAAGAGGGAAGUGCUCAUGCCAUUGUACAGAACACUGGUGAGACCUCACUUGGAGUAUUGUACACAGUACUGGAGACCGUAUCUUCAGAAGGAUAUUGAUACCUUAGAGAGGGUUCAGAGAAGGGCUACUAAACUGGUCCAUGGAUUGCGGGAUAAAACUUACCAGGAAAGGUUAAAGGAUCUUAACAUGUAUAGCUUGGAGGAAAGACGAGACAGGGGGGAUAUGAUAGAAACAUUUAAACAUAUAAAGGGAAUCAACACAGUAAAGGAGGAGACUAUAUUUAAAAGAAGAAAAACUACCACAACAAGAGGACAUAGUCUUAAAUUAGAGGGACAAAGGUUUAAAAAUAAUAUCAGGAAGUAUUACUUUACUGAGAGGGUAGUGGAUGCAUGGAAUAGCCUUCCAGCUGAAGUGGUAGAGGUUAACACAGUAAAGGAGUUUAAGCAUGCGUGGGAUAGGCAUAAGGCUAUCCUAACUAUAAGAUAAGGCCAGGGACUAAUGAAAGUAUUUAGAAAAUUGGGCAGACUAGAUGGGCCGAAUGGUUCUUAUCUGCCGUCACAUUCUAUGUUUCUAUGUUUCUAGACUGCUUUUAACUAAUAAAACACUGCCACUAAACCCUCUGUCAAACAUCUCAGCAAUGCCCAAUUCAAUAAAUUUAGGGUAGGUUUUCCAAACUUGCAGUACAGUUGCUUAGGAGAUCUGUUCUCUACAUAUACUGUUCACCCUGUUUUGGCCAUGUACCAAGAUGAUGGAGGACAUGUGUUUUUUUAAAUUUUAUAAUAAUUUUUUAUUAAGGUUUGGUCCCACAGUAGACAGAGUCCUGUUGUAACCCCAGGGUUGGUACAAGAUUCGAGGCACCCUGCAUAUCUAGGAUCCUGAAUGAUGUGUCGUUGUGGUGGAUUAAGGACACCCGAGGCUGCCUCCACUGGUAUUUUUUGUGUGCAGGUGGAGGAGAGCCGUGAAGGGUUUCUUCAAGGGGCGCCAGGCCAGGGUCACCCCUGAUAACUCAGCGUAGAAGGAGAGCUGCAUACUCUCAAACAUGUAUGGUGUUUUGGUUCUUGUCGCUUGAAGGACCGCUGAUCUGUCCUCAUGGCUCAGGAAGUGCACCAGGAGGUCUCUCGGUGCUGUGGCUGGGGGUUUUGCUGAUCAUGGGAGGCAGAACAUCCCCCCCAGGGUUGUUUGUUUGGUCUGUCUAGGGGGCAGGAGAGCGGACAGCAGGUGUUGUAUGAAUUGCGGUACCUCCGCCUCCGGUAACUCUUCACCGAUGCCCCUGAUCUUGAGGUUCAGGCCUCGUCUCUGAUCCUCCAGGUCUGUGAACCGCUGGUCCAUUAUGCGGUUCUCCUGUUGCAGGUCAUGUAUUUAUUUUUGCAGCUGCGCUCUGUCUUGCGUGUUUCAGAGGGAGUCGGCUUCCAGCGCGCCCAGGACCGUGCAGGUCUCCGCAGAUCUGGGCCAUGUCAGCUUGUAUGGUGAGCUGAAGCCCCGCUAGCAGUUCCUUCAUCCGCUAUGGUCACCGGAGAGGCAUCUGCUUGUGGGUGAGUCUGGGGAGGAGUUGUCAAGACAGGUGAGUGUGUAUUUCAGCCCCGCUUGUAAAGUCGUCUGAUAUAUCCGAGCAGUCGUCGGCAUAGUCGGCCAUGUUUGUGCCCAUGUUGUUGUGGGCCUGCCGCCAUAGAUCUCCAAUAUUGACGUUUAGCCGAGGUUUAUCGGACUUGGCCUUUUAAGUUUUCUGGCACAUUGCAGAAAUUGCAGCUCGGGGUCAGUUUGGUACCUUUUGCAUGUAAUUUCGGUCGCGUUAGAGGGUCCAGAGUCACCACUUUUGUUUUUGCCCUCAUUUCUCAUGAGCUGAACUUAAAGAUCUAAGACUUUUUCUAUGUACACAAAAGGCCUAUUUCUCUCAAAUAUUGUUCACAAAUCUGUCUAAAUCUGUGUUAGUGAGCACUUCUCCUUUGCCGAGAUAAUCCAUCCACUACACACAGGUGGGGCAUAUCAAGAUGCUGAUUAGACAGCAUGAUUAUUGCAAAGGUGUGCCUUAGGCUGGCCGCAAUAAAAGGCCACUCUAAAAUGUGCAGUUUUAUCACAAGCAUUGCCUCCAUAUUUCACUAAUAAAAGAAUUGGUCAGGUCCAACCUGAAAUAUCUCAUUAAUUGUUUGUAUUGUCAACAAACUAGUCCAGUGUUUUGCUCCAGUUCCAUGUUCUGAAUUUGAUUAGUGUCUGACCUACUCUACUGCUCUUGGAAAAGGGAAGUAGUUCAAUGUUCUGCUCUUGAUAAAUUAACUUAAAUAGAAGUGGACAGAUUCAGUUAAUUUAUCUGCAUGUAUUUCUCCAAAGCAGAGAAGGAUUAGGAUCCCGCAGGACCCCUAGACCAUUGACCAUAGGGUUGAUUAAUAUAACAAGUAUAGCCAGGUAUCUUCAUGGACCCUAGGCUUAUGUUGAAUUGUGGUUACUGCAAUUCUGUUUUUAGCAAGGUGCAGACAGACAAUCUCAGUGUAGGGGUAGUUAGUUAAAUACCAUAUUCACAGCUGUUAACGGACUGUAACUCCCAUAAACCUUUCUAGGCACUUGCUGUGUUUUGGACUGGCUUAGGGUCAGAUAUAAGCAAUUCAAAAAAUAUAGAAACCCCCAUUAAAUUAGACGGUGAGCUGCGAGUAUAGUGUAAUAUUUAACUAGAAUUAAAAAAAUAACACAUUUCAAAACCCAAGGCCGAAUACCAUUCUUAUCAGGUUACAAUGCUACAGGGACACUCUAUGUAUCAAAACAGCUACAGCUUCAUGUUGUAGUUUUGGUGCAAAUAUGCUAUGCAGAAUAGAAGGAAAAGCUUCUAGGAACCACUUAAAAGGAUCACAGGUAAUCUAACUCUAAAAAGUAAUUCAGCACAUUAAUGUAUGUCCUUUUGGAUACAUCAUCUAUAACACGUGUCUGAUUCUUUAUUUUUCUGUCUUUAGAGGAACGUUUACAUGAUUGCAGCGGGAGUAAUAGGCUGUGUGUAUCUGCUGUGCACAGUUAUCCUAUUCAUCGGCGUUAAAGAACGACAUGGUGAGAAGUUGUUAUGUACAUAUCCAGAUAAUUAAAGUUAAACAUACCUAAAAAAAAAUCAUCAGCUAUCUGUUUACAUCACGAAUAACCAGGGUUAACCUCUGUGAUUAUGGUUGGGAGGUACCUGUUGUGCUCCCAGAUUUUCUGAAAAUUAGUUUUUGGUCUUACAAAACAGUGUCUCAAGAAAGGUAAGUAAGUUUGAGUAGGCAUGUUCAUUUUUGCCUAUACCUGUUCAUGGUCCAUGCUCCAGCACCACUCGGCACUUGGUCUGAGGUCUUUCUCAUUUUCCACCCACGUACAAUUUCACCAUUGAGGACAGAUGAGAAUACUCACUGUAUAAAGAUCAACCAGACCUUCUUCCACACUGACCACUUACCUUUUUUUCACUCUCAUUGCUAGUAUUAGAGAAAUGGUUUCGUUCGCAAAUCUCAAGGUUAAAGGGUUACUCCAAGCACCAUGACAUCUUCACUUGAAGUGGUCAUGAUGUCUGGGGUCUGUAAGUGCAGCGUUUAACUUUGAAACCCUGCACAUACUUAUCUGAGGUGUCAUCAACCAUUGAGGUGUUAUCAGCAAGCCCGUAACUACAGUUCCCAUCUGGCUACUGUCGAUUCUGUGUAACCUUUGAGUCCUUGGCUCAACCAGAGUGUUCCUUUAUUUCCAGGAGUAUAAACCGUAUUACUCCAAGGAUGGAAUUACUGUGCACUGGAAGUACUAACAUGUACUGUUAUCUAUUCCUUUCAUUGGCAGACCCGUUUUACUUUUCGGGGAAGGUGAUUCCAUUUUUACAAGGGUUCAAACUCUCUAUGCAGCAUGGACCAUACCUAAAUCUGAUAGCAUCGUUCCUGCUUAUCUCAGCUGCUGUUCAGGUAAGUGAUAGAUCAUAGCUUGUUUGGAAUAAAAUAGGUUACUAGGGCCUUGUGGAUUUUAUAUAUUCAAUAUAGUUCCUGUCUUGAGAGAAGCUGAACUCCCAAAAUAAAAGCUUAUUUAUAACAGUUGAAAGAGAAGAAAAAUUAUUUUUAUAAAACAAAAUGUACACAUAUGUACAUAUAUUCUAAAUCAUGAAGAAAUGUUUUUAUUCUCUUUCAGUAAAUAUUAUACUGUUUAUUGGUGACUUUACAAGCUUACUAAGACUCGGAAGGGAUUCUUAAUUUAUUUGCAAUUUGUUUCAUGGAUUAGGCAAACAAUCACUACAAUACGAGCAUGUUGACUUCUAAUAUUUUUCAUGUUGUCACAUUUCCGGUUGAAAUGUAUAUUUUCUUUAGAGCUCAGUGCAUUAUUCGGAAAAUGUAUUUUGUUCGCUGUAUCACAGAUGGCACACCAACAGGUCAUUUUAUUAAACUAGAUGAAAGCAACAAGACAUUAUAUAAAUGAUUAUCAUCACACAUUUCAUAAGAAAUGGGAAAGUUGGUAAAACGACAUAAUGUUGAAAUUCACCAGUCUCCAAUGUUAUGGGUAGUGCUUUAUUUAGAUGAAUGAAGUUCCAGUCUUCUUCAUUACUGUAGGUAAGGGGUUCUGGUCCUCUUUCAUUCUCUGUUUCAUGUGAAGUUUGUACUCUGUGCUGGUCAGUAGCCGUAGAAGAUAAACCCUAGUUCUGGGUAUGUUGUGUUUUUCAUAUUAUUACUUUGUGAAUGUUUGCCAGUGAAAAGCAUCUAGUGUACUGUGGAGGGUCCACUAACACAUUAAUACAACAUUAAUUAACCUCUGGACCAAAUGAUGACACAAACUAUACUAAACUACUAAAAAAUGGACGAGAGUGGUGUCUCAAAAAUGAUGGUCAGUUUUAUAGUAGGGUUGUAAUCCGACAACGUUACUUGAAAAGAAAUAUGGCCUCAAUUUCAUAUUUUUGGAUUACUUUUCAAAUUAUCAAAAUCUGUCAUAAAAACUCUUCAAACGACCUAUGUACAAAAUACCCAUAGACUUUAACAAUGACGUCUAUAGCUAAAUCAUUUUAUUCGUUUUUCUAACAGAUUGCAAUAAUUUGAAAAGCUUAUAAAAGAGAAUGCAAUCAAGGCCAAUGUUCUGAGAAUAGAAUGACGGGAUGGGAUCAAACUCUUUAUUUGUUAAUACAUUAGUCUUGACAUUAAGUGUAUUUUCAUUUUUGAAGAUUGCAAAUAACACCUAACAGUGACACGGUUCUUUGAGUCCGAUGGUUUUUUGAUUUUGAUUUUGGUGGCCCAUUGGGUCCAAAAUCUUUUCUGGUUUUAACUACCUUCAUAUUUCGCUGCUAUACUUAUGUUGUUGAGCCUCAAGCAGAUUCUUUGGGUAUCAACUGAUGUAUGUUGUCUACAGGAAAAGUAAUUUUAUACAAGUAUAAUAGUCACUGGAAAUUUAGCUUCUGUAUAUGUAUAUCCUCAUUAGCCUCUCCACACUCGUUAUUUAAAAUAUUGAUUUUACUCAUGAUUCGUUUCAACUUAUUCAUGUUUAUUGGAUAUACUUUCAAUGGAGAAAAAAGUGAGGGAUCUUAAGAUAAGUAUCAAAGAGUUUCAUCUUAGCUGUAGAAAACUCAUAUUUACUUACAGUAGAUCUCCCCAGAGAGAGUAUUCAUCAUUGACAAUAGUAUAAAACUGACAGACGUGGUGUGAUCCUCCAACUCGGAGGACACCAUGGAAUGGGUUUGGUGUUUGGUGGGAGGGCCAGAAAAAAAUUCCUGUCACCAACUUCAAGGGGAAGACUGGGUCCCGUGGUCCAACACAUUUAUUGCCUUCAAAGUUUAAUUUCUCUUUUUGGUUUAAUAGUUGCAACAGAGCAAUUUUGUCCUUUUUUGCACGCAUGCCGCUGCUGCAGAUCUCCGGGAUCAUUUUCAGAAUCUGGUUCUGACAAUUCUGGUAAGUUAUUUGUUCGUCUUACAUUUAUUAGCCAAAUCCAGUAUCCAUGGCCCUUUGCAGAGAUUAGUCAUUUUAAGUGUAACCUUUCCAAUCUAAGUGUAAAAUUAAACAGACACUCCAUACCCCUUACACACUUUAGCUUGCAGAAUUGUUUUAUGUGUGAAGUGUGUCCUCUUUUUUUCAUAUUACAAAAAAAUCCAAAUUUCAUGUUUUUAAUAGAAAUUGUCACUUUUAUAAAUAAACCUUGUUACACCCCCUGGGUGUCAAUCAGGCAACCGGUCCUGCUACUUCCUGGUUUGGUUAGGUCAGUGGAGCUAAACUCAAGAGGCAGCAAUUUCCCAGAGCAUUUGCCUUGCAAACACUUCUCAUUGAGCUGCAUUGGGAAGUCUGUGAUUGGACAGUCACAGAAAGUCUGGGCGGGGUUAGAAGGGGAGGGCUUGUAAAAGUUUCAGAAACUGCAGUUUUUGCUGUUUUUAGAUAUACCCCAAUGAAAAAUGCAUAAUUAAAUGCACGUGUAUUUUCAUUGGGGGUUAUAUCUAUUAGAAAGUGAUUUUUAUGUUUGUUUGAUGUUUGUUUAUAUUUAGACAGUGAAGUGUCUCUUUAAGUGAUCAUAUGUGCUGAUAUACUGCAUUCACCUUAGUAGUUUUAUAAUUUUGCUUGUAGAUGUAUAUGUAUAGUGUAUUUGAAUGAAUUUGAAAUAAAGUAUUGUUGCGUUUAAUUGAUGGAAGGGCAGUACAUUUCUGUUAAUUAUUAAAUUCCAUGUGAUUACCUGGUGUCAUUUAUAUUUGAUGCAGAUAUGCUUAUGUAUAGAGUACAAGCAUGCCAUAAGAAGUACUAGUUUGUAAUAUAUAUCAAUGCAGACCAAAUAUUCAACAACACUAAAAUUCAUUUAUAUUCUUCAGGUCUCGGCGGUUCUUAGCAUUCCAUUUUGGCAAUGGUUUUUGCAAAGAUUUGGAAAGAAAAUGGCUGCCUUUGGGAUUUCAGUGAGUACGCACAAAUUACUGAGGAGAAGAUGAUCUCUCCCUGUACCUAAUGGUACAAGACAAAAUAUAGGUGCUGUCUGACAGAUACAUCCUUCCUUCCCUGUCUUCAUCCCUCUAUCCCUCCAUCCCUCCCCCCCAUGAGCACUCUGCCAGUCUCCCACCUGAUGUCAAGGAGCCAAUUUCCACAGGACCACUUGAUAAUCAGGGAAGAUCUCACCAUUGACUUUCCCCAUACGCACACCUCAUAUUUGGAAAAAUAUUGGUAAUAUAGCGGGGUGGGUUGCAUCUUGUUUGCCACAUUCUAUUCUUCCUAAAGACCUGUGCUACAUUCAUUAACAGAGCAGCAGGAGAUAUCUACUCCUUGUUAUUUGCCUCAGUACCUAGAGGUAAAGGUCAGAGUUUGCUUGCGGGCAUCAAUAGGAGCAAGCCCACAGGAGCAGUGCCAGGAAGAUGCCAGUUCUCUGACAUUGCCUUAUUCCAUUAAAUAUAUGUGUAGUUUGCCUCCCAACUAUCUCAGAAUGUCCGCGCUGAAUUGCGUUUAGCAAAUUGCUGAGCUGUAGUUUUGUAAUUUAGAAUAAAAAAACCCAAACCAUUCUUUAUAAGUUUUUAGUAAAAGAAAAAAUAAUUAAUAGUUAGCAGUAACGAGGCUUCAAUCUCUUUAUGACAUAUAUUAACUCAUUAUAAACGAUGUACACUCCUCUGAUAUCGAAGGUUUAAACAGACACAUGAACACUCUCUAUGAGUUUACUGUCCAUCUGUAUUUUGCUGAGAAUAGCGUGCCAUGUUUUCCGGGAAGGUAUAAUGAUUACUUAAUAUCCAGUGUAUUAAAUGGAUAAAUAGACUUUGGAUACGUCCCAAAAAAGAUUUUAUAUUACAAAUGGGCUUUAUUGUAAUGAUGGAACCGCUGGUCUGGGAAUAUGAUCCAUAAAUACAUAGCAAUAGCUAAGAGAUAGAAAAUGUAAGACUCUGAGGGGUUUAUUCUCUAAAUAACAAAUUGUAAUGAAAUGAGUGUCCAUUUAAUAACAUAAACCCACCCAAUAUAACUGUAACUUACCUACACAGUGCACCUAACGUGUGUGGGAGCCUGAAGUGUCCCUUUAAUAAUAUAAACCUACCCAGUAUAACUGUAACCUAACCUACACAGUGCAUCUAACGUGUGUGGGAGCCUGGAGUGUCCCUUUAAUAAUAUGAACCCACCCAGUAUAACUAACUGUAACCUAACCUACACAGUGCAUCUAACAUGUGUGGGAGCCCUGGAGUGUCCCUUUAAUAAUAUAAACCCACCCACUGUAACUAACUGUAACCUAACCUACACAGUGCACCUAACGUGUGUGGGAGCCUGGAGUGUCCCUGUAAUAAUAUAAACCCACCCAGUAUAACUAACUGUAACUUAACCUACACAGUGCAUCUAACGUGUGUGGGAGCCUGGAGUGUCCCUUUAAUAAUAUAAACCCACCCAGUAUGACUAACUGUAACCUAACCUACACAGUGCAUCUAACGUGUGGGAGCCUGGAGUGUCCCUUUAAUAAUAUAAACCCACCCAGUAUAACUAACUGUAACCUAACCUACACAGUGCAUCUAACAUGUGUGGGAGCCUGGAGUGUCCCUUUAAUAAUAUAAACCCACCCAGUAUAACUGUAACCUAACCUACACAGUGCACCUAACAUGUGUGGGAGCCUGGAGUGUCCCUUUAAUAAAAUAAACCCAUCCAGUAUAGCUAACUGUAGCCUAACCUACACAGUGCAUCUAACGUGUGUGGGAGCCUGGAGUGUCCCUUUAAUAAUAUAAACCCACCAAGUAUAACUAACUGUAACCUAACCUACACAGUGCACCUAACGUGUGUCAGAGCCUGGAGUGUCCCUUUAAUAUUAUAAACCCACCCAGUAUAACUAACUGUAACCUAACCUACACAGUGCAACUAACGUGUGUGGGAUCCUUGAGUGUCCCUUUAAUAAUAUAAACCCACCCAGUAUAACUAACUGUAACCUAACCUACACAGUGCAACUAACGUGUGUGGGAUCCUUGAGUGUCCCUUUAAUAAUAUAAACCCACCUAGUAUAACUAACUGUAACUUAGCCUACACAGUGCAUCUAAUGUGUCUGGGAUCCUGGAGUGUCCCUUUAAUAAGAUAAACCCACCCAGUAUAACUAACUGUAACCUAGCCUACACAGUGCAUCUAACGUGUGUGGGAUCCUUGAGUGUCCCUUUAAUAAUAUAAACCCACCCAGUAUAACUAACUGUAACCUAACCUACACAGUGCAUCUAACGUGUGUGGGAGCCUGGAGUGUCCCUUUAAUAAUAUAAACCCACCUAGUAUAACUAACUGUAACCUAACCUACACAGUGCAUUUAAUGUGUGUGGGAGCCUGGAGUGUCUCUUUAAUAAUAUAAACCCACCCAGUAUAACUAACUGUAACCUAGCCUACACAGUGCAUCUAACGUGUGUGGGAGCCUGGAGUGUCCCUUUAAUAAUAUAAACCCACCCGGUAUAACUAACUGUAACCUAACCUACACAGUGCACCUAACGUGUGUGGGAGCCUGGAGUGUCCCUUUAAUAAUAUAAACCCACCCAGUAUAACUAAGUGUAACCUAGCCUACACAGUGCAUCUAACGUGUGUGGGAGCCUGGAGUGUCCCUUUAAUAAUAUAAACCCACCCAGUAUAACUAACUGUAACCUAGCCUACACAGUGCACCUAACGUGUGUGGGAUCCUGGAGUGUCCCUUUAAUAAUAUAAACCCACCCAGUAUAACUAACUGUAACCUAGCCUACACAGUGCAUCUAAUGUGUCUGGGAUCCUGGAGUGUCCCUUUAAUAAUAUAAACCCACCUAGUAUAACUAACUGUAACCUAGCCUACACAGUGCAUCUAAUGUGUCUGGGAUCCUGGAGUGUCCCUUUAAUAAGAUAAACCCACCCAGUAUAACUAACUGUAACCUAGCCUACACAGUGCAUCUAAUGUGUGUGGGAUCCUGGAGUGUCCCUUUAAUGCUAUAAACCCACCCAGUAUAACUAACUGUAACCUAGCCUACACAGUGCAUCUAAUGUGUCUGGGAUCCUGGAGUGUCCCUUUAAUAAUAUAAACCCACCCAGUAUAACUAACUGUAACCUAGCCUACACAGUGCAUCUAAUGUGUGUGGGAGCCUGGAGUGUCUCUUUAAUGAUAUAAACCCACCCAGUAUAGCUAACUGUAACCUAACCUAUACAGUGCAUCUAACGUGUGUGGGAGCCUGGAGUGUCCCUGUUAAAAGUAUUAAAUAUUUUGAUAUAUUGAUUUAUUUCUACAUAUAAUACAGUUUUUGAUAUUUUUAUAUUUGAAAAAAUCAUUUUAAAAGCUUAUCUAAAAACAUUAAAAUGAGACCACAAUUAGAGAUGUACAUAAUUAGAGAGAUAUGUCAGUUUGGCUGAUAUAUAGAAUAUAAAAUAAACAAGUGCUCUAUAAAGUGAUUGCAUCUUAUUUAUAUGUAUUUGGUUUGCGAUGCAGAACAGUAGCUAUCAAAUAAUGGUGGGACUGUAAUUGGUACAAUAUAUUGACGCUUUCCCCUUUUUUUCCUUUCAGUGGAUGAUCCCAUUUGCCAUCAUGUUGGUGACCAUUCCUAGCCUUAUUGUGGCUUACGUGGUAGCAGUAACGUCUGGGUUCAGCAUAGCAGCAUCCCUUCUUUUACCAUGGUCAGUGCGUGUUUUUAAAAGAACAGAAUUAAUGGAACCAUUUUUUUUUUAAUAAACAUAGUAUUUACAUAUCAAAUUUUCUGUUUGUACUGUGCAAUCAACAUUCAUCUUGGAAUCAGCUGGUCUUGGAACCAUGUUGAUUCUACGUGGUAUAUACACAAAGUGAAGAUAUCUUGGUGGGUUGAAAGGUUGCCAGGCCCACCUGUCUUUUUGUGGUUCCAUAAAUCAAUAACACUGUUUAUGUCGAUGUCCUGUGAAUUGUAGCAUAUUAAUUAUUAAAGCAGAGAAAAUCAUUUCCAGCUUUAUUAUAAUUAGAUAUGUUCUAUUCCUGUUACCUAUUUAUUAUUUAUGUUACCACCCAUAUAAUGCCAUCUUCAUCUGUGUCUUGCUCCUGCUCCAUCACCAGUUGCGUGCCCUCUUGUACUCAUCUCAUUCAUCUACUUGAUAGGUAUACUACACACCAAAAUGCUCCUUGAUUCAUAUUUUCCAUACAAUUCCCUUAACCAAACACUGCAAUUAAUGCCCGAUUCUCUGUUGCCAUCCGUUUCAUGCACCCUGCCAUCCAUAUUAUAUCAUCAUCCUCCUUAUCUGACUCAUGCCCCUUCUAAUCUGUCUCACACCACUGCCAUCCAUUCCAUACCCUCUGCUGCCCAUCAUAUUUCUCAUUCUAUGCCAUCUAUCUCAUCCCUCUUGACAUUCACAUAAUCCUCUCCCCCAUUAUAUGCCAACCUGUCGCAAUAUCAAAUCCAUCCUGCCCAUCUUUGGAGCCUUCCUACCUAUCAUUUAAUGCCCUUCACCAUCUAUGUCCUUCUCAGCUGGCUCCAGCACCUCAAGCCUCCUACUGCUCAGCCAUCUUUCUAAGACCCUCUAACAUCCACAAAAUAACAACCAUUGCCAGCUGGCUCCAUCGCCUCCGUUCCUCCUAUCCAACCUUAUCUCCCAUAACCCUCUCUAUCUCAUGGUUCUCCUGCACUCAGACUACAUGCUGUGUUGCUCUACUGGACAUCAAUCAGGGGAGAGCAGCUGAACAGCAAUUAGCUGGCUGGGUGGAAACUGGAAUAGGAGAACCUCAAUCGUGUUCAGGGAAAGAUGUAUCUCAAAGACCUGGAUUAGCUCCGAAGCCAUUUGCAAGUUCUAUUACAAAGGAGAGAGUUGAGACUGUGACCCAUAACCUAGCAACACAUUGUAAAUCAAGACCUUAUCGUGAAUUAAGAUUUAAUAUAUGUCGACCUACGUAGCCUGUUCAACAAUACAUGCUGAAAUAUAUUGAAAUGCAGGCCCAAUACUGCACUUUAGCAGGCAUUUCUUUCCAUCGGAAUACUCAAACAAAAGUGUAGAAGUAGCAUAAAACUCGAAGUCAGAUAUAUGUGUAUUUUCAUAGGUUUUUUGUCCUCCAUGUAGAAAUCUAUUCAGUACCUCUCAGGAAGGCUUGCAUGAAAAGUUACUAAUAAUUAAUGGUCUACACCAGAUAUAGGUAACCUUCGGCACCCCAGAUGUUGUGGACUACAUCCCCCUUAAUGCUCUUACACCCAUAAUGAUGGCAAAGCAUCAUGGGAGUUGUAGUCCAAAACAUCUGGAGUGCUGAAGGUUGCCUAUGCCUGGCCUACACUAACUCUGCAAUAAACUAAGAACCAAAAGAAUAGACAUCUUUGUACAUGCAUGAUUGGAUUUUUGUUGUGAACCAGAAGCUUUGCUUUGUGAUUGUUGAUUUAAUGAAUUUACAGCACAUAUUAUGCCUGCUUUCUCCUUGCGUUAUAAUAGGCAAUGAAAGGAUUAUGUGCAAAUCAUUAACGUCAAAUCAUCUUGUUGUAAUAUUCUAAUCCCUAAUGGUGGAAUAAAUCCUGCUAUUUAUAUAUUAUUAUGUUUUGUAUUAACCCUUUGAGUGCCCACUGAUUUGCACAAUCGUCUGGCACUAAGAUGCGCUAACAUCGGAGCUGGCUCCCAGUGAUGGUAGGAUAAGUGAUCGAUAUGAUCUGCAUAUUAUUUACCCAGUAUGAUUUGUCUCCCUAUUCAAUCUCCCAAGGUCCAUGCUUCCCGAUGUAGUGGAUAAUUUCCGCUUAAUGAAUCCUCAAGCCACGGGACUGGAAGCAAUUUUCUACUCAUCGUUUGUUUUCUUCACUAAGCUGUCUGCUGGGAUCGCACUCGGAAUAUCCACAAUGAGCCUCGAGUAAGUAGAAUAUGUUACCAUCUGUCUACCUGAUAACCUGGAUACAUCCGUCUUGUUGUGCUCCAUUCCACUUGAAUUGUGCUGGCUGAGCAUCCUGAGCAAUGCAGUCCACAUACACAUGUCCACAGUGUCAAGGUUAGCCGUUAGGAUUUGUGGAAACCAGGGGUUACUGGACAAUUUCUGCGUUGUUCUCGGCUUUAUCUAUUUGUUCUUCUGCUUGUCUUGGCUGGAUAAAAAUCUUAUUCACCGAACAUUCAAUUUAACAGGACACUGCACAUUUUAGACAAUGAUAACUGAGCUGCACGUAUAACCAAAUCGGACAAUUUUUGCAGUUUGGACAUUUUGUUUAAAAUGUGCACUUCCAAUUUAAGACAAAUGAACGGUUUUGUGGAUAAACUAGAUUGUCUUUUUCCGGCAGAUCUGCAACCCUCUAAUCAUAGGAUUAGUUCUCUGUUAGCUGACAUUGACAGGACCCUGGCUGUUACUCUCAUUAAUAUCUGUCAUUUUACGGUCCUGCAGGUUAUACAUUGUUAUAGACACUGUCCUUUCGGAAUAAAUUUUAACAUAUUUUCUUUUAAAUAAUACAUUGUAACAGACACUGUUCUUUAUAGAACAGAUUGUACCAGGCUUUAUUCUUUAAGGAAUACAUUGUAACAGAUGCUGUCCUUUACAUAAUACAUUGUAACAGAUGCAAUCCUUUCAGGAAUACAUUGUUACAGACACUGCCCUUUCAGGAACACAUCGUUACAAACAUUUGUCUUUCACAAUAAGUAGGAUGCAUGGUGUAAAUUAAACUUUAUACAAAACUAAAAGUAAGGCACAAAAUUGCCCCUAAUGAGUGUCUUCUGGAAUUAGACACACAGAUACACAGACAGACACAUAUACAAAAUAUACAUUUUUAGCCUACCUUUAGGGUGCAGGAGGAUGGCUCACCUGGGGUCCAGCUGGCUGCCUGAGGCUGUUGGGAUUCAGAGUUUAUCCCAGCCCGCGCUCCCUUCACUCUGCUUCCCCCGUGCAAUGCUCCGUUUUAGCUGGGAGAAAGUGAACGGACAGGGGCCUGGUCAGCGCAGACAUCAUCACAGGGGCCCGGUCAGCACUGGAGAUAUCAUUCGGGCCCAUUUAACACUACAGAUAUUACAGGAGCCCGAUCAGCAUUGCAGAGAUCACAGGGGCCAGGUCAGCGCUGUUAAAGGUCUGCAGCUCUGACUGGGCCCCUGAAAACACAUUACCAUCGGGGGACCCGAACUGAAUGGGUCACCCAUUGCGCCCCCUCAGUGUGCUGGCCUGAACCGGCUGCACCGGUGGUAGUUCUGCUGCAGGAUCAUAUAUUGUAAGUAAACCUCCAUCAUUUUUGCCUAGGUUAGUUUUUUGUUUUUUUUUAACUAUUACAUUCUGUGAGCUUUGAAAUGUUUAGUGAAUCAGUGAGUGUGCUGGAUAUUGUAUGUUGUUAUGGACCCACCACUGACAUGUGACAAUCUCAAUGCUCUUUGAAAAAUCUCUGAUUACUGUAACAGUUGCACUGUGGUUCAUAUUUGCAGUUAUCAGAAGUGGCGUUAAACAGUAGAGUGGGGCACGGCCAGUUUAAUCUUUCUAGUGAUGGUAGAAAUCUAACCAUGAACCACAAGAUCUUAUGAAACUCAGGCACCAUGCAGAGUCCUUCAAAUACAUACUAACUGCAUACCCCAGGCAAGCUUAUUAAGUCAUAGGGGAGAGAGGUCAUGAGUAAGUUCCUUUCUCUUACAUGUAGAUGUAUCAAAACUCCCAGUAACAACAAUUCAAAUUGUAAUUUAAAGACAAAUUACUGCCACAGUUAUUCACUGCUGAAAACACACAGGCUGCUGAAUACAGACAGAUUGCUAAAUACUCACACAGACUGCUGAAUACAUACACACAGACAGACUGCUGAAAACAGUAUGUGUAUUUAGCAAUCAGACUGCUGAAUACAUAGAAACAUAGAAUGUGACGGCAGAUAAGAACCAUUCGGCCCAUCUAGUCUGCCCAACUUUCUAAAUACUUUCAUUAGUCCCUAGCCUUAUCUUAUAGUUAGGAUAGCCUUAUGCCUAUCCCACGCAUGCUUAAACUCCUUUACUGUGUUAACCUCAUACACACUGUCAGUCUGCUGAAUACACACACACAGACUUCUGAAUACAUACACACUGACUGCAAAAUAGACACACACAGACAGCUGAAUAUGCACAGACUGCUAAAUACACAGACGGCUGAAUACACACACAGACAGACUGCUGAAUACACACAGACAGACUGCUGAAUACACACAGACAAACUGCUAAAUAUACACACAGACAGAUUGCUAAAUACACACACAGACUGCUGAAUACAUAUGCACAGACUAUUGGAUACGUGAAGACUGAUCACAACCAACUCACAGACUGCUAAAUACACACACAGAGACGGCUAAAUACACACAGACAAUUUGCUAAAUACACACAGACUGCUUAAUUCAUAUGCCCAGACUGUUGAAUACAUACAGACUGUUGAAAUCACACUCAGACACUGCUGAAUACAUACAUACAGACUGCUAAAUACACACAAGGACUGCUAAAUACACACACAUACUACUACGUACACACACAGACUGCUGAACACACGCAGACAGACUACUGAAUGCACACAUUGUAUGGGGGGUGAAAUGAAAGCAAAGCUGUGUAUAUAUAUAAUUUAUUUGCUUUACGUCCCCCUACAACUAAUUACACACACACACAGAUUGUGUGUGGGAGAUGAGAUGCGAGCAAAUCUGUAUGUAUUUUUAUUUGAAAAGAAAAAAAGCAUUAUGUUCCCCCUACCCUUCUUACCUUUUGCCAGAGUGGGAGGACAUUGCACUGCCUGGUAAUCUAGUGGUGUCACGUGAACUUUCGCCUGCAGCUCCUCUGGCUGCAGGCUGACUCUACUGCUCUCUCAAGGUGAGCGCUCUCAGCACGUUCCCAUGGUAACGUGCCACAAUGCUCCAAACUACCUGCUCGCAGGAGGAACACACAGACGGCAGAUAACAAGGUUGACUUGGCAUAGGUCGGCAGGGGAGAUGAAAGGAUGUCACCUGUCGGCCGAUGGCCAAUAUGGUGACACCACAAUGCCCAUGAGGCCCUGGGUAACUGCCCAGCAUGCCCAUACGUGUAAACAGGGCUGCUCUAGGUGUGAUGUGUAUAUACAUAUUUAUUUAUAUAUUUAUUCAUACCAUUUCUAAAUAAGAGUUGGGUUAGUAAUGCAUGCAUUGUGCUGACAUUCUCUGUAAGUUGAUGAUUGUAAGACUAGUCUGUACAGUCUUGUCUCCCCUCAUGUAUCUGACAGAUUCGCUGGAUAUAGCAGUGCUGCGUGUAAGCAGUCCAGCCAUGUGGUGGUGACACUCCAAAUACUGAUCGGCGCAGUGCCUGCCAUCCUUAUUAUUAUUGGGCUACUCAUCCUACUCUUCUACCCAAUCACGGAGGACACAAGAAAGGAAACUGAACUAGCACUUGAUGUCAUGAGGUACGGAGACAACAGAUACCACUUAUACAUGGGAUAGAAGAUAGGUGUCAAACUCCUGACCUUAAAGGGUCACAGACAGGCUUUGGAUAGAAAAAAACAAUAAUAUGUGAGCGCUAUAGAAUAUAACACAUUCAGUAUGGCAGCACUCCACCCCAGUGAUACAGAAGUAUACACAGAAUACAGAUAAAUGUUUACCAAAAAGAGCGCGCUAAACCGAUGAAUAGAAUCUGUAAAUAUGAAAAACACAUAGAAUAGUGCAGACUAUCUGAACCAAAGUAUGUAAAUGAGGGGGGGGGGUUUGAAAUGCUUGACUGGAGAGGGAAGACUCCCACACUGGUAAGACUCCAAGUAAUAAGUUCACUGGAAGCUGGUAGUGCUGUGCAAUAUAGGACAGAGAGAGGCAGGGUCUCCAAUUGAAUAGUAUCUCAUACAAUUUAAUAAAAAACAAAAGUUAAAAACUCUUACUUAGCAAAUGGUGGGUUAUGCUUACAUAGCUACCCACAUAAAAGCAUGUAUGCAGCAAAACAGAAAGUCACUUCCGGGUUUCGUCCGUCCCGAUCACGUGAUCACUUCCGGAUCCGCCUCUCUAGUGAGAUAUGUGUGACGCAUUUCGUCCGCCUACUCAGGCUUACCAGUGUGGGAGUCUUCCCUCUCCAGUCAAGAAUUUCAAACCCAGAGUUGAUAGGGCUCUGGUAAAUGUGAGUUUUUUCAGCCCUACCUCCCCUCCCUCCUCAUUUACAUAUUUUGGUUCAGAUAGUCUGCACUAUUCUGUGUGUUUUUCAUAUUUACAGAUUCUAUUCAUCAGUUUAGCGCGCUCUUUUUGGUAAACAUUUGACAGGCUUUGAAUGCAGGUGGAUCAAUCCAAAGUCAGUUAGUCCCACUGGACUUAAGUCAUUAUGUGGUUGGUACAAAUACAUUAUUUAUUACAGCCAAGAUAAAAUCCAGAUAUAUUACAAUCCUUUUGUUUAGUCCCGUUUAUCAUGUAGUCUCAUGCAAUUUUGCAUAUAUAUAUUGCAAACCAAAAUAAAAAUGAGCUGGUAUGCAGCCAAAACAUGUUUAAAGGUACCCUAUGAUUAAAGGGACACUAUAGUCACCAGAACAAGUACAGCUUAAUGCAGUUGUUCUGGUGAGUAUAGCCUCUCUUUGCAGGCUUUUUAACGUAAACACUGCCUUUUCAAAGAAAAGACAGUGUUUACAUUGCUCCCUAGAACACCUCCAGUGGCAGUAACUCAAACGGACACUAGACGCGCUUCCUGGGUCAGUGCUGCUAUGCUGAACAUUACUCAUAGAGAUGCAUUGAUUUAAUGCAUCUCUAUGAGGAUAUGCUGAUUGGCGAGGAUUGACCCCUAAAUUCUUUCCUGCUACUACCAUUGAGUACACAUUAUGCCAUAGGUAUAUAUUUCCAGAUUUGGGAGUAAUUUAUAAGGUCAUAAUACAGACGUGCCUUAAUUUUGGCAUGCCUCUUUUCUUAAUUCCUAGAUAUACUAUGUGGUGGUGAUCUGUGUCAUCAUACUGAUCAGCACUUUGACACUUUUUUAAACACUCCCUUAAUGCUAAUGCUAACCCUAACUAUACAGUUUAGUAAGCCGACCCUUAGGUUGAUUGCUCAACUUGGUAGUCAAUCACAUAAUGACAUGCUUUAAGUGACAGUUAAUGAAAGUCAUUUCUGUGAUUGGUCAGCCGGGAGGCCAGUCAGGGACUACUGUAGGGCUGCUUCGUUGUGAGGUAGCUGAGUAGUAGCCAACUGACAGCCCAGGAUGUGGCACCUGCCAAUCAUGCCACAGGGCCACUCUGACAAUCACCAAUAUCGCGAUGUUGUAAUUCGUAAUGGCGGUCCUGUGCCUGAUUGAGGAAGGUGGGCAUUUGCACCUGCCUUGUGGGACCUCCACACAACUAUUUUAUUAAUGCUUCACAAGUGAGACAUCCAGGAAUAGCAAUAUCUCUGCAAUGGAGAUAUUAGGUUAAUUUCUUGUAUAAUAAAGCAGCAGCUUUCUUCAUUAUAAGGAGUAUAUAAAUUGUUAAAUAAUUGCCUCUAUUAUUUUAAACGAAAUAUUUAUUUUGUAGGUUGCGGACCCGGCGUUCAACACUUAUUGUUAUCUGAGACUCCGAAAAAUUCUGUUAUAUACUUUUUUAAUGAAUCUGGAUGCAAACUCACACAUCACUGGGAAUGCUGCCCUAGCAGCCCAUCCACUUCGCAGUCAGAGCGUACACAGCGCCAUCUAGGAGGCAGUAAUAUUUAUUUAUAUGUGGAUUCCAACCUGCACUCCGAGACCUGAGUUUUGUUGGAGACAGCUUUUCUUAUAGCUGUGCAGAAGAUCUAAUGUAAAUCGAUUUCAGUAUUUAAGAGCAUUACUUUGUUAUGACAUAUAUAUAUAUAUAUAUAUAUAUAUACACAUUUUAUUCAGAUAUUAUACAGAUUCCAGUUUGUACAAUGGAGUCUUAAUUUAAUAAGGAGGCAAAACAGUUACAAAAACAUUGUUUUAG
Messenger RNA from Pelobates cultripes (western spadefoot toad), 49118 nucleotides. The record is from the annotation of a GenBank genome assembly. NCBI's taxonomy places the organism in Eukaryota, Metazoa, Chordata, Amphibia, Anura, Pelobatidae.